GGGUAUUGCACUGUGCCAAGAGGCGUGGCCUGUCCUCCAGGAGGCGUGGUUACGUGCUGCCAGGAGGCGUGGUUUGUUCCCUGAGCUGUGCUCAGAGCUGGGUGCCCGCAGUGUGUUCCAGCUGCCGUGAGGAUCGCAGGCUGUGAGGGGAGCGCGCCCAGCCAGCCGGGGUGAGAGAGACAGACAGACAGAGAGUGUGUGUGUGAUAUACCGUACUAUAUAAUAUAUAAUAAUAUACUGUGUGCGCAGAACCAGCCGGGGUGAGAGAGAGAGAGACAGACAGAGAGUGUGUGUGUGAUAUACCGUACUAUAUAAUAUAUAAUAAUAUACUGUGUGAGCAGAACCAGCCGGGGUGAGAGAGAGAGACAGAGAGCUGUCCGCAUAGAUAUAGUGUACAAUAUACCGCGCAAUAUAAUAUAUUAUAUAUACCAUGCAUAAUGACAUUAUUAUAUUAUACACUGUGACAUUAUAAUAUACACUGUGACAUAAUAUGAUCUUAUUAUAUACUGUGACAUUAUAUUAUGUACUGUGACAUUAUAUUAUACACUGUGACAUUAUAAUAUACUGUGACAUUAGAAUAUUAUACACUGUGACAUUAUACACUGUGACAUAAUAUACAGUGACAUUAUUAUAUUAUACACUGUGACAUUAUAAUAUACUGUGACAUUAGAAUAUUAUACACUGUGACAUUAUACACUGUGACAUAAUAUACAGUGACAUUAUUAUAUUCUGUGACAUAUGAUCUUAUUAUAUAGUGUGACAUUAUAUUACAUACUGUGACAUUAUAAUAUUCCUUGACAUUAUAUUAUACACUGUGACAUAAUAUGAUCUUAUAAUAAACUGUGACAUUAUAUUAUACACUGUGACAUUAUAUUAUACCGUGACAUUAGAAUAUUAUACACUGUGACAUAAUAUUAUCUUAUUAUACACUGUGACAUUAUAAUAUACUGUGACAUAAUAUGAUCUUAUUAUAUACUGUGACAUUAUAAUAUACCGUGACAUUAUAAUAUUAUACACUGUGACAUUGUAAUAUAGUGUAAUAUAUUAUACACUGUGACAUUAUACCGUGACAUUAUAUUAUACACUGUCACAUAAUAUGAUCUUAUUAUAUACUGUAAAAAAUAUACAGUGACAUUAUAUUAUACACUGUGACAUUGUAAUAUACUGUAAUAUAUCAUACACUGUGAAAUUAUAAUAUACCGUGACAUUAUAUUAUAUACUGUGACAUAAUAUGAUCUUAUUAUAUCCUGUGACAUUAUAAUAUACUGUGACAUUAUAAUAUUAUACACUGUGACAUAAUAUACUGUGACAUACUGUGACAUUAUAAUAUACCGUGACAUUAUAAUAUUAUACACUGACAUAAUAUACUGUAAAAUAUUAUACACUGUGACAUUAUAAUAUACUGUAAUAUAUUAUAUACUGUGACAUUAUAAUAUACUUAAUAUAUUAUACACUGUGACAUAAUUUACUGUGACAUUAUAAUAUUAUACACUGUGACAUAAUAUACUGUAAUAUAUUAUACACUGUGACAUUAUAAUAUACUGUGACAUUAUUAUAUUAUAUACUGUGACAUAAUAUACUGUAAUAUAUUAUACACUGACAUUAUUAUAUUAUAUAUUGUGACAUAAUAUACUGUGAAAUCAUAAUAUACUGUAAAAUAUUAUACACUGUGACAUUAUAAUAUACUGUAAUAUAUUAUAUACUGUGACAUUAUAAUAUACUUAAUAUAUUAUACACUGUGACAUAAUAUACAGUGACAUUAUAAUAUUAUACACUGUGACAUAAUAUACUGUAAUAUAUUAUACACUGUGACAUUAUAAUAUACUGUGACAUUAUUAUAUUAUAUACUGUGACAUAAUAUACUGUAAUAUAUUAUACACUGUGACAUUAUUAUAUUAUAUACUGUGACAUCAUAUACUGUAAUUAUUGUACACUGUAACAUUAUUAUGUUAUAUACUGUGACAUAAUAUACUGUAAUAUAUUAUACACUGACAUUAUUAUAUUAUAUAUUGUGACAUAAUAUACUGUGAAAUCAUAAUAUACUGUAAUAUAUUAUACACUGUGACAUUGUUAUUUUAUAUACUGUGACAUCAUAAUGUACUGUUACAAAUUGAGUAAGGAGCAUUCAGUGGGUACGCAAUACUGGAAUAUCUCAUUACAUGAGAAACCAAGAUAUAAAGUCAUAUCCUAUUAUAAAGUAACAGCCAGUACAAUUCUGGAUGUAUAUAUAAACGCCAAAUCCGUAAUGUAUUAACAUACUGUGACAUUAUAUACUGUAAUAUAUUAUACACUGUGACAUUAUUAUAUUCUGUGACAUCAUAAUAUACUGUACUAUAUAAUAUACUGUGACAUAAUAUACUGUACUAUAUAAUAUACACUGUGGCAUUAUAUACUGUAAUAUAUUAUACACUGUGACAUUAUUAUAUUCUGUGAAAUCAUAAUAUACUGUACUAUAUAAUAUACUGUGACAUAAUAUACUGUACUAUAUAAUAUUAUACACUGUGGCAUUAUAAACUGUACUAUAUAAUAUACUGUGACAUUAUAUUCUACGACAUUAUUAUACAUUGUGACAUUAUUAUACACUGUGAAAUUAUCUUAUGAUAUACUGUGACAUUAUAUACUGUGAUAUUAUCUAUCUUGCAUGAUGCCAUCAUAUAAUAUACUGUGACAUUAUUUUAUAUCCUGCAUGAUGGCUUCACAUAAUGUACUGUGACAUUAUUAUAUAACCUGCAUGAUGGUUUCAUAUAAUGUACUGUGACACUAUUAUAUAACUUGUAUGAUGGCUUCUUAUAAUAUACUGUGACAUUAUUAUAUAACUUGCAUGAUGCCAUCAUAUAAUAUACGGUGACAUUAUUAUAUACCCUGCAUGAUGCAAUCAUAUAAUAUACGGUGACAUUUUUAUAUAACCUGCAUGAUGGCUCUAUAUAAUAUACUGUGACAUUAUUUUAUAUCCUGUAUGAUGGCAUCGUAACAUAUACUGUGACAUUAUUAUAUAACCUGCAUGAUGCCAUCAUAUAAUAUACUGUGACAUUACUAUAUAACCUGCAUGAUGCCAUCAUAUAAUAUACUGUGACAUUACUAUAUAUCCUGCAUGAUUCAAUCAUAUAAUAUACUGUGACAUUAUUAUAUAACCUGCAUGAUGCCAUCAAAUAAUAUACUGUGACAUUAUUAUAUAUCCUGCAUGAUUGCUCCAUAUAAUACACUGUGACAUUAUUAUAUAACCUGCAUGAUGCCAUCAUAUCAUAUACUGUGACAUUAUUAUAUAACCUGCAUUAUGCAAUCAUGUCAUAUACUGUGACAUUAUUAUAUAUCCUGCAUGAUGCCAUCAUAUAAUAUACUGUGACAUUACUAUAUAACCUGCAUGAUGCCAUCAUAUAAUAUACUGUGACAUUACUAUAUAUCCUGCAUGAUUCAAUCAUAUAAUAUACUGUGACAUUAUUAUAUAACCUGCAUGAUGCCAUCAAAUAAUAUACUGUGACAUUAUUAUAUAUCCUGCAUGAUUGCUCCAUAUAAUACACUGUGACAUUAUUAUAUAACCUGCAUGAUGCCAUCAUAUCAUAUACUGUGACAUUAUUAUAUAACCUGCAUUAUGCAAUCAUGUCAUAUACUGUGACAUUAUUAUAUAUCCUGCAUGAUGCCAUCAUAUCAUAUACUGUGACAUUAUUAUAUAACCUGCAUGAUGGCUCCAUAUAAUAUACUGUGACAUUAUUAUAUAUCCUGCAUGAUGGCUCCAUAUAAUAUACUGUGACAAUAUUAUAUAUCCUGCAUGAUGCCAUCAUAUAAUAUACUGUGACAUUAUUAUAUAUCCUGCAUGAUGGCUCCAUAUAAUAUACUGUGACAUUAUUAUAUAUCCUGCAUGAUGCCAUCAUAUAAUAUACUGUGACAUUAUUAUAUAACCUGCAUGAUGCCAUCAUAUCAUAUACUGUGACAUUAUAUAACCUGCAUGAUGGCUCCAUAUAAUAUAUAUCCUGCAUGAUGGCUCCAUAUAAUAUACUGUGACAAUAUUAUAUAUCCUGCAUGAUGGCUCUAUAUAAUAUACUGUGACAUUAUAUAACCUGCAUGAUGCCAUCAUAUAAAUAUACUGUGACAUUAUUAUAUAUCCUGCAUGAUGGCUCCAUAUAAUAUACUGUGACAAUAUUAUAUAUCCUGCAUGAUGGCUCCAUAUAAUAUACUGUGACAUUAUUAUAUAUCCUGCAUGAUGGCUCCAUAUAAUAUACUGUGACAAUAUUAUAUAUCCUGCAUGAUGGCUCCAUAUAAUAUACUGUGACAAUAUUAUAUAUCCUGCAUGAUGGCUCCAUAUAAUAUACUGUGACAAUAUUAUAUAUCCUGCAUGAUGGCUCCAUAUAAUAUACUGUGACAAUAUUAUAUAUCCUGCAUGAUGGCUCCAUAUAAUAUACUGUGACAAUAUUAUAUAUCCUGCAUGAUGGCUCCAUAUAAUAUACUGUGACAAUAUUAUAUAUCCUGCAUGAUGGCUCCAUAUAAUAUACUGUGACAAUAUUAUAUAUCCUGCAUGAUGGCUCCAUAUAAUAUACUGUGACAUUAUUAUAUAUCCUGCAUGAUGGCUCCAUAUAAAUAUACUGUGACAUUAUAUAACCUGCAUGAUGCCAUCAUAUAAAUAUACUGUGACAUUAUUAUAUAUCCUGCAUGAUCACUUUUAUGCAACACAAUAAUCAUAAUGUAAAGUUACAAGGAUUUCACACAGUGUCAAAAAGUUAGUGCCGGAUCAGACUGGGUGCAUUUUAGGACAAUCAUUGUAAUUGUUAUGUUAAUUAUAUACGAGUAGUUCAUAAAAUAUAACUUUGAGUAAAAGUAGAAUUUACAUUAUGGAAUUUAAUAAGGAGCAUUUUUAUUUUAUUUUUUACUUUUGUUCAAAUCUAAAAAUGAUUUUUUUUUUUCAUUUAAAAUCUUUUAUUGAUUUUCGUCAUUUCAAUGUCAUAAACAUGAAACCGAUGGGGGUGGGUUACAGAAUGAAAGCAGGGAGGGGAGGAGGGGGUCCAUACCAAACUUUUACAUCAAAGUUUACAAUCACAUUUAUUGAGAUCUUUUAGUUGAGUCCUAUACCUACAUACACUUUUUCUACGACUCCUAAUUUUGCCUAUUCUUUCGGUUUUGUCUCUAUCGUGUUGCAUUUUCUCUCGUCCGUCUACCUUUACCUAGUGAUUGACCCUAGGAGCUUGUCAUGUCUAGUGGCUUGGUUGUCGGGGGUCUUCCGCUUUUCUCACAUCCCACAGCCUCCAAGCUUCCGUGACCGUGGUAAACAUUUUUUUUUAAAUAAUCUUUUUGUCCAUUUUUUUUCAAAGCCAGUAUAAUGUACAAUUAUUGUAAGUAACAUAAUUGUGUGCCAAGAAAUCAAGCCCUUAACUCUUUGGAUUGUAAAAUAAAAUCCUCUGAUAACUGUAGCCAAACUUUAUCACUGGUGUUGUUCAAACAUGUCUUUAUUAAAUCCUUUGGUUCAAUGCGCUUUUAAAGUGGUAAAUGAGAAAUGCAUCCAGCUGCCAUGUUGGCUCACCCUAAACUGAAGCCAUCGUGUCAUUAGGAUGCACUGGUUAAUCAUUUCCCAUGAUGCUGACCCAGCCCCCCUCUCAUUGGUGCAAGCUUUUCUCAUUUUUUGUUUUGUUUAAUUUUUCCAACUUAUUGGAGGCCAAAAUUGGCCCCAUUGCAUUAUGUUUUUCAAAUAGGCAGCUGUCCCAUAGAAAACUUUAGAAUAAUUGUAAUUAUUAACCCCUUAAGGACCAAACUUCUGGAAUAAAAGGGAACCAUGACAUGUCAACAUGUCAUAUGUCCUUAAGGGGUUAAAUAUUAUUUAAGUCUGCCAAAGAGGACAUCUGCGCAGAAUGGUCAAAUCCUAAUUUUUUUACAAAAUAAAAAUGGUGGAGAUAUGCUAGGAGUCCUGUGACUGAUCAGGCUAGAACUCUCAGUCUAUUAAUGCCGCCCUGAUUGCGUGUCAUUAAUAUAAUCUGGAAGUUAAUAUAAUGUGUUAAUUCCGCAAUACCAGCGUGGCUUUGAAGUGAAGUGUCUCUUUGCGUUUUCUAUAAAUUGCCAUUCCCAAACGUGUACGGUUUCCAAAAACAGAACAAUUUCAGGAAUCGGUAACAUUAUUAGUCCACUGAUCUCUGAUUGUUUCUUUAAAACGUCAUAAUGACUAUUCCUCAUGCACCUGUAUACUUUGUUUACUAAUCCUUUCGUCAUGAUUCGGUUUCUCAGUGAUCCACAAAGACUUUUUUCUUUAAAAAAAAAAAACCUCCUUUGCAUGUAGCAAUUUGUAAUGUGAUCCUCAACGCCAAGGCAGCCAAAUAUCCAUUUAUGUGCUGUGUUUGGCCUGAUUAGCCCCUCGCUACUAUCCAUUGAGCAGAACGAUGAAUCUCGUACCAGUAUCAGUGAAAAAUAGCAUACCCUCCUCAUAAAAUAUCAUUGCUGACAUUGUAUAAACCAAUGGUUCUUAAAAGGACAUUCUAAGCACCAUAACUACUGCAGCUUUUUGUAUUGGUUAUGGUGCAAGGAGACUUUGAGCACAGACCCCAAAAAGUUUGAGAAAGUAAAUAAUGUGGUUGGUCUAAAAACGUGACCCAAAACCUCUCCCCUCUGCUUCCGCUGAGAUAAUGCAGAAUUUUUACUUCCACAUUAUUUGCACAAAUCUGUCUAUGCUUAGAUGGCAAUGAUAAGCUGCCGGCGAGGGCAUUGAUAAUAUUUGCUGCUUCCCUGUUUCUGUCAUUUGUGACUCAAAUGUUACCCUACAGCUUUGUGUCCCUUUGUCAGCCACAGGAAUGGGAGGGAUGUUUGCCAUAAAGUAACAUCUUGAUAAUACAGUAUAAUCUGUCAACACGCUUUAUUCCAUAGUGAAGGGACAGCGAAGGAUCACUGAGGAUCACUGUCACGUUUAUGGUCUCGUAUUGAGGCUUUCUAAUAGACCGCCAUGCUAUCGUCUCCUAUGGCUGGGAAAUAAAGCUUAGUGAAACUAACAUGACUUGCUGAGAAGGUCGUGUCCCGGUGCCCAGACACUUGUCUUUCUUGCUUGCAAUUCUUCCCACAUGGCAUAUAGAUUCUUUACAUUUAUUAAAUAAAUCAAUAAAAAAAUUUUUUUUUUUUUUUAAUAUGAUUUCUGGAGACACGUUUUGAAGAAGCUGUUCCUUGAAAUAGUUUAUGCUGCUUAUUAUUUAAGUAGAAAAGGCCCGAGGCUCUUCGAGCCAUAGAUGAAUCAGUUCUGUAGUGCUUGCAUGUCGACAGACCAUCAUCACCCUGAUGUCAUUCAUCAUUUGUACAAUUGGACAUCAAAAUGUACGUUGCACUUUGGUGUAAAGCCUGGAGCUGCCGCUGUAACCCUUUAAUUGCCAGAGGAAGAUUGGAGUAGGGCAAAAGUCUUCCUGUCAGAACUAAAACAUUAUUAAAGCUACAUUAUAAGCUGCAAAAUCACUUUAAUUCUGUUUCCUUAAAGCAACACAUUGGGCAUCAUAACAACUUAAUUGGAAUGACGCUGUUUUGAUGUGCGUCGGCCCCCAGUGGCCAGAGUACCUCAAGGGGUUAAACCGUUAACAAAUUGUUUGACCCACAAAUUUGAAAUCCUCGGCUUUUAGCUCUUCCUCCCAACUUCCACUGCAGUCCGAGGCUUGAAACAGGAAGCCUUGGACAAGAGCAUCAGCAGUUUAGGAACAGCUUAAUCCCGUGAGGUAAAACGGCACCCGGGGACUGCCUCACACCAUAACAACUUAAUUAUGAUGAUGUUAUUAUGGUGCCUGGAGUGCCCAUUUAGAUGGAUGAGAUUUAAAAUUCACUUUAAAAAAGAGCUCUAGAAAGACAAAUGUAAUAUUAGUUAAUCUAAUAUUAUUAUUAUUAUUAUUAUUAAUAAUAAUAUUAGACUAAUUUAAUAUUAUUAAAGAAAGUGGGUGUGUGAAGUAGUUGGGGUACACAAAAUAAAGCGACUACUUGCUAAAUAUUUGGAAUUUAGAGGCAAACUGUUCAGGACCAGGACAUUGUGAUUUACCUUAUAUAUUAAAGUCUCAUAGUAUCGUUCCAUUUCUUCUUUUUCAUGUUGUAUUUUUUUAUCCCCUUCUCUGCUUCCAGUUUAGGAAGACAUCGUGAGCACUAAAGAAAGAUGGAGACUGUUGUUUGGGAGUGUGGCUAAAUAAAGGAAUAAUGCAGCUAACACGAGCGCAAGAUGAUUGGCAUUUUAAACAGCUUGGAAUUGGAGAAGAACUCUACCUGAUUUACAAGCAUUUAAAGAGCUCUCUGUGAUCAAUGCAAAGGGGAAAGAACAUCGCGAUUCAAGCUGUCUGUGAGCCGGCAUCCCGUGAUUCCACAUCAUGGCCUAUUCCUGGAUUUCACGCUAUUUCUGGAUAUUUCUGGCUCUCAUUGAGCACACCUUGGCACACAGUCUCUUUGCUUGUGAACCGAUUACAUUGAGAAUGUGCCAGGAUCUUUCGUAUAAUUCCACAUUUAUGCCCAAUCUUCUCAAUCACUAUGACCAACAGACGGCAGCGCUAGCAAUGGAGGUAAGGAAUGGAUAUAUGAUAAUAUGACUUAAUUCUUUCACAGAAUGUCAUCAUUCUAUACCAACAGGGACAUUGGAAAGUGUCCUGAAGUCUUCUUCUGUCCUAGUUAUAGUCGUUUCAUGGUCCUUGGAGAGCUGUCUGUGAUUUAUUGUCUUUGGGUCUGGAUUUGUCAUUGUUUAAAACUUUUUGUUUGAAUAAACUUGUUAAAUCUGGCGCUGCUUAAAUGGUAGGUUGAUUUUGAGCUGAUAGAACACAUUGCAUUGAUGCUUUUUAUAGGAGGACAUUGAGCAAUGAUCUAAAGGUUAAAGGUGAAGAGAGAGAGAGGUAAUGUUUUACAGAAUUCUCUGAAAUUUUAAUGGAUUUUGUAUAAAAUGACACUAAAGCCACAGAUGGCUAACAGUUAUGCGACCUAUUCCUCCAGAGAAAUGACUAGGCAACAAAUUAACGCCAGCCCUCAAAGCUUCUACAUUAUACAAAUAUUGCAUUAAAAAGAUGCAAAAAUAAAUAUAUAAAAGUGGCCAACCUAUAAAUUUGCAACUCUGCAGCCUCUCCAAUGCUGAGAGUUUUCAGCCAAUCCUGUCCUUUUCGAUGUUCUGAAUAGGAACACUGAGUAGAUCCAAAAAAAACCUUUAACCUCCAACAUGCAUGUCUUUUACAUAUACUAUAGUUAUGUAAUGAAUUUUUCCCUGGGCUGUUUUUGGGUUGUUGUUUUUUGUGCUUUAUGAAGUCUUAUUUAUUAACGUCUGUUACACUGCUGCCCAGCAAUUUAGUUUUCUUUGCUUUUCUUUGUAAUGCAAAUGGCUCAGUUGAACUCGUCUGCCUUUUUCCCCAGCCUGGCCCACUCCCUUGAUACCGGGAUGACCCGUUUUAUUUUCUGUCUAUUGUUUCCUGGUAUGUCUGAUGUUUGAAGGAGCUUUUUUAUUUUUAGCCUGUUAGAGCUUUAGGACAUCUCUAAUCAAAGUGUAAUAAAACAAUUCACUUUGUGUGUCUUUGCAGCAUUGUCUCUUACCUUGAAGCUAGGAGUGUUUGUUGGAAACCAUGAUUAGAGACAUACAGUGCUGCUAUAUAAUCUGACUAUUUGUAUGGCUUUCAUUCUGGUUUGGACUGGCCGGAACCUGUGCACCUGCAAAAAUGAUCAACUAGCCAAUGGGGGGCAAGUGGCUAGUUCGGACACUUGGUGGACUCACACUAUGUGCGUUUCCUUGGUAGGGAGCCAUUACAGCAUAACGGGUUGCAGACCGCUCUUGUAAGUGUUCAUUUAAAGGGAGUUAAUAAAAAUUUUUUUAAAUCAAAUCAUCGUGCAGAAAAUGCAUGAAACAAUGCGUGCAAUAACAAUAAAUUUAAUAAAAAAUAAAUCCAUUUCCCAUUUCUGCAUUUGCUGUAAAUGCUCAGGCUUUGCAUCUUCUGCAAUUGUGGUUUUUGAGAGUUAAUUUUUGGUCGUCCGCUUCCUGCUGUAGUGAUGACAUCAUGUACAGCUGUAUUACUGGCGCAAAGAGAGCACUGCUGGUUUGGGUGAGCUUACAGAGCACAAAAAAAACUGAUUCAUUCAAACACGUUCAGCCUUGGGUUUUUGUAAAACCCUUUUUUUGAGUCUGUCCAAUCAUCCACCUUAUGGCCUUCAAAGGGUUAAUCAAACCCAUAAAUUAGCAUACUUCUGCAUAUGCAAUGCUUAUUACAGGCUGGUCAUUCAGGCUGGUCAUUCAGAAUAAUUUUAUCAAUCACUUAACAUAAAAGUCGGCUCAUCAUAGGGGCAGGCUGGGAAAACUGGAAUGUAUGAGUAAAAUAUCCUAAACGAACGAGAACUUCCACUGACAAAACAUAAUGUGUAUUCUAUGUAAAUACUGUGUUAUGUUGCUACCCAUUACAUGUAUAGCAUUGCACAGGAUGUAGAUGAUUAACAUAGGCCUUUGUAGAGUACGCCAUGGGUUAAUGAAUUGUGUAUCCUCAGAGCAGUCAUUGUUUAUGUGGCCAAUUUUCUAAGUUUCCCCAUGGGAGGAACGUUAAUGCACAGAUGGAAGGAAAUCGGAGCAUCCUUGCACCUGUGUCACUAGUAAUCCUGAGCUGGGUGCGGCUGGGGGCUGGUCAGAAUACAAGGACAAGGCCUCAGUCACGAGGGGUUAUUAACCAGGCAUAAUAUUUUGGGCUACAUCCGGAAACGCUGAAAGUCAAACCUGGACUUACCAGAAUCAGCCAAUCUCUGAAUUUGGGACCAUUGGUGGUCAUUGAGGUUUGGUUUAAGACCCAUAUAAACGUAUCUAUUGCUGAAACAAAUUUACCAUGUGGCCUUCUUACACAAUAAUUGACAAACGCAGAUGUGUCACAUAAACAUAAACAUGCAUACAUAAAACUCUAGGCCCAAAUGUCUAUCAGGGUUAUUAAUUAAAGUGUGAAUUGCCAGAGAUUCAAAUCAAAUUCCACAUUGUAGGCCUCAAUAUUUAAACUGAAAAUCUGAUUGGGAGAAUAUUUCUUGAAUCUGUGAAAAUGCCUAAAGAUCGCAUUUCCGAGUACAUCAUGCAUUAGCGCCGCUCCAGUAGCUCAAUGUAUGGAUGCAAUGCGCUGCGCUAUAAUUCUAUUAGAAUGUGAAUUGUGGUUGGCCUUUUGGUACCGAGUUAUUCUAGAUAUCGAGUUGCAUUUGAACCUGCUCAACCUUGUGUUUGUAACUCUGUAAACCCCAUUCAUUAGAAAGCUGUUAACCCUUAUGUGUGUUUGUUCCUCUGUAUAUUUUGAUUUAUGAAUUAAACGGCUGGAUGCCUUGCCCAUCCCCAGGCUGUUUGAUCAGUAAAAUACACUGUAUUGUUUGCUGCUGGCUGGACAUAAAACAAGGGGAAACCAGGACUUGCCAGAUAUGUGGAUUUAAUGGCUUUUGUUCUGUAAAACCUUAAAACAAAGUAAUCGUGCAAUUAUUUACCAUUAUUAUAAAAUAACGUUAGACUAAUUAGGCAGUUCAUUAUUAAGAAUGCGUUGCAGCUCUGCUCUCUAUUUGGGUAAUUCCUAGAAGGGCAUUUCUCCUGCCCCCUAUUUAUAGUUCUGCUGCACUUUGCAAAUGUAGGAGAGCGGCCCAUUAAACUGACUAUUAAUUGAAAUAUGGGCUACAGGGCACUGAUCAACUAAAUAUUACAUUACAGGUAAUUACAUUUCACAAGUAGAUAAAAUAUUGGUAGUAUGCCAUUUUUAUAACAUAAAAUAUAAUUCCAAUUUGAUAUAUUUUGAUGAGGGUUUAUGGCCAAGUUGGUUUAGUUUUUUAUAUAUAUAAAUAACUACAGCUGGCUCCUGAAAAGGUACAAACAUGGCAGUUCAUGCAAAUACAUUUUAAUUCUCCCCUAAUACUUGCCUGAAAGUGUGCCUGGCUCUAAUGGUGUUUUCAAUUAAAGCAGCUAUGCCACCUGAAAAGAAAAUUAAACAUUUCAUGAAAUUUAAAGGAACACUAUGGUGUUAGAAAUAUGCAAGCACCUUAGUUUUCCCCAUUGGGUUAAUCAGUGCUUUCCUACGGGAGAUUUGAAGAUGCUGGAUGUUCUCAUGCGCAUUGAAUCACUGAGUCAAACUUUGUGAAAGAGCAGGAACAUCUCUAGUGUUUGUCUGGAACAGAGUUACUAGAUGUAGACUUAACCAUGCAAUAUAACACAGUCUUAACCAUGCAAUAUGACGCAGUCUAAACCAUGCAAUAUGAUGCAGUCUAAAUCAUGCAAUAUAACACAGUAUUAACCAUGCAAUAUGACGCAGUCUAAACCAUGCAAUAUAACGCAGUCUAAACCAUGCAAUAUGAUGCAGUCUUAACCAUGCAAUAUGAUGCAGUCUUAACCAUGCAAUAUGACGCAGUCUUAACCAUGCAAUAUGACGCAGUCUUAACCAUGCAAUAUAACGCCGUUUUAACCAUGCAAUAUGACGCAGUCUAAACCAUGCAAUAUGACGCUGUCUAAACCAUGCAAUAUGACGCCGUCUAAACCAUUCAAUAUGACGCCGUCUUAACCAUGCAAUAUAACGCAGUUUUAACCAUGCAAUAUGACGCAGUCUAAACCAUGCAAUAUAAACAUUGCUAUUUCUCAAAAAAUGCAAUGUUUAAUUUUAAGGGGACAGGGGCAUUGCACUUAGACCUUCAACGAGAUUAAGUGGUCUGGUUACCUAUGGUGUCCCUUUAAGUCUUUAUGAAAUGCUCAUGAAGACCUGAGAUUCAAAUUCCAGUGCAGUCAAAAUCUAUCCUAAAAUGAAGUAGGGGCUACUUUGUGUAAUGAUAAAUUCUCAAAUUAACAAAACAUGACAAUAGGUAGUGCUACUGCCGUCAAGCUUUGUCACUUCCCACAGCUGGCGCAAGCACUGUCUGUGAGACUAAGGCAUUAUAUUGCUCAUUACAGAAGAUUCCACAGUCCCACAUGUGAACGCGUACAGCUCCGACAUGGGCAUCUGGCGGAUGAAGCACCAGGAGCUGAAGGUUGAAGAUGGCGGCACCUGUGUCUGGUGACAUUGCCUGUGUGAUAUUGCCCCUUGGGCACAACAAGAGGCAAUGUCAGCAUCGGUGGUCUUUGCAUAAUAACAGAUAUUUUCCUUCAGUUGGGCUCAUGUACUUGAUUCCAUUCUAAAGCAAGCAAAUUAUAGAUGCUAAAGCAUUUUUAAUUGUAUCAAAUGAAAGGGAUACUGUAAGUGCCAGGAAUACAAAGCUGCAUUCCUGGCAUUAUAGCUACCUGGCGCCCACCCCCAGUUGGUGCGUAAAUGGUUAAAACCCUUUAUUUACUUACCUUACCCAAGAGCCAAUGUCCAUUGGCACUGGGUCGCGACUCCGCCUCCUCUUCUGUCCUGCGAUGAGCAGGCGCUAAUGUGCAUGUGUAGACAGCCACUAGAAACAGAUUUAGUGCUGCAAUGUCAACAUUGUAGCACUAAGUGCAAUAGGGACACUGUACCCAGACGACUUCCAUAAGCUGAAGUGGUCUGGGUGCCUACAGUGUCUCUUUAAUCUUGGUUAAAGUAAAAUAUUAUUUACAAAAAAAAUGGCAGCAUCCGUAAUGCCACUCAGUCAGCAAAUUAAAUUUGAUAUUAAGUACAUCAAUAAUGUAUCCUGGAAUAAAUAUACAAACUGAUAUUUGCUUUGUACUUAUUAUUAUUAUUAUUUUAUUAUUUAUAUAACGCCAGCAAAUUCCAUAGCGCUGUACAAUGGGUGGACUAACAGACAUGUAAUUGUAACCAGACAAGUUGGAUGCACAGGAACAGAGGGGUUGAGGGCCCUGCUCAAUGAGUUUACAUGCUACAGGGAAUGGGGUAUAGUAACACAAAAGGUAUAAGUAGGGGUAAUGACAUAGGUUGCUAGAAAAGUAUUCACUGAGAACUUAGUAGGUUAUUUUUGACAGUGGCAAGAGAGGAAUCAUAUAGGGGAAGGGGGAAUCCAAACCCUGCUAAGUUUAAAUGAUGUGCUUUCCUGAAGAAGUGAGGUUUUUGAAGGUGUGGAGACUGGAUGAAAGUCUAACGGAGAAGGGACGGGAGUUCCCCAGAAAAAGUGCAGCCCUGGAGAAGUCUUGGAGGCGAGCAUCAGGUGUGGGAGUACGGACAGAGGAUAGACGUAGGCCUUCGGCAGAGCGCAGGGGCCUCGACGGGACAUACAUGUGUAUUAGGGAGGAUAGAUAGGUUGGAGCAGCAUUAUGUAGGGACUUGUAAGCAAGCACCAAAAUCUUAAAUUGAGCCCUAUAUUCACAAGGUUAUAAACUAAAUCUUGAAAUGUCAGGCAUUCAAAGUAGAUGUCACAUUUUAGUCGAAAAUUGUGAAAUUCUCCUAUGCGGCUGUGCUAUUAUUUCAUUUUUUUUUUUUUGGCCUGAUAUUUGAAAUUAACUUUUAAUUUCUUACAAUUCACUCUUUAGUGAAUGACUUCGUGUUCAUAUUAGUAUUAUGAUUUAUUCAAUCAUUUGUGAGUUGCAUAUUUUCCCAAACUGACUAUUUUGCAAUGAACAACCCUCUCCAAAAAACUUAUUUCGUCUUAAAGUAUAUAAGGGGUGGAACCCAGUAUAGGCACAGCUGUGCUACUUCCCUAAGCUCUGCAUUGUGCUCCAGAGUGACGUUCUCUUCACUCUCUCUAGAUCAGAAGUGUAGUCCUUGUGCAAAGAAAAGGUUUUCUGCACAGUUUGCAUUUUAUUUACCAUUUUUCUGAAAUGUGAAAGUUUUUUUUUUUUUUUUUUUUUUUAAGACUUUAACCCCUUAAGGACACAUGACAUGUAUGACAUGUCAUGAUUCCCUUUUAUUCCAAAAGUUUGGUCCUUAAGAGGUUAACACAUCUGUACUCUGCUUUCCCACAUCUAGUUUAACAAAAAACUAAACUUUUUCACAUGAUUGUUUUGAAAUCGGGGGUUUAACUUUUUACUGCUUCAACGAACUCUAACAAAGUCUAGCGUGACCACUCUAACCAUAAUUAAUGGCUUCUUUUUCAGUGUGUCGUGUGAAGGAGUUUCUAGGACUACAAAAAAAAAAAUUAGAAAUUCAACUAGCAAUUUAUCAGAUCUUUUGGAAAGAGUAAGUUAGUAAAUAUUUGCUCUCCAAACCACAUCGGACACAAUAUUUUUAGAUUUUGUGCUCAUAUGGCUCAAGUUGUCUUUCACUGACAGUCUUUUCCAUUCACGAAACAAUUGUAGACACUAUUUAUGUUGUGAGAUCUUGCCGUAGCUGGGUGUAACCAACCGACUGAUCCAAAAGACUUUGAAAUGGGGGAAAAAAACAUUAAAUAAACAGGAAUUCUCAUUUUUCGCCUUGAAGGCAACCUAUUCUAAUUAUUCGCUGCCAGUGGCUACUUACAAAGACAGUUGAUUCAUAGGCCAAGAUAUUUGACACUGGUUAAUUCGCUGAACAGUACGUUGACAUCUAAAGAGAAUUGUUACAGGGUAGAUAGAACAAACAAGAGACUGCACAAAAAGUUGCAUUUAUUUGAAGGACAGAAUAUCCAAAACAUUUCGGGUAUUCCCUUUCUCAAUGCACCAUGUCCCUAAAUUCUCCAAAAGCAAUUAAAAAAUAAAUAAUAGAAUUGUUACAUUUAGAACUCAACAGUGAAACUGUGGAAAAAAAAUACAUUUUCUAUUAAUUAUAAUUUCUCUUCAACUGCAAUCUUCUUACUGUUAAAAAGCCCCACUUGUCUGUGUCCUCAUAGCUUUUCUAAAGGAAGAAGACCUUGCAUUAAAUUUACUAAACUAUACACUGUGACAAAUUGUAAACCAAACUGAAAAAGUUUGGCUAAAAAAGGAGAUAUUUAAAGAAAGAAGAAAAAAUCCCCCUAAUUUUGAUUCUGGCAUGAAUUUAUUCUUGGACACAUUCAUCAUCACAUUUGUAGAAACAAUGUUAAACGCGAAUUUGCACUCGUUUUAGGCGUUAACAUGUAAAAAAAAAAAUAAAAAAAAAAAUUCUGAAAUAGUGCUAGAAUUAGGUUAGUUGAAUUACUCCUGAAAUUAGGUUUCUGUUUGAUAAUUCUGGUCUCACCGGUUUGCUCAUUGCAGAGUUUGUUGUGGCUGCACCUGCCUGUAAUGUCCGUGUUAGGACAGGGUAAUGUCUCCACAGCUACAUCAUCUUUUUUCUGUACAUUCUUAGCUUUGCUUUGUUCUAAAAACAAAUUACCCACUUGUCUUCGGAGUCUAUCUUGUCGUGUGGCUGUAUGUUUUCUGUAGCAAUCUUGGACUUUUGCACUUCCUAUUUUUCCCUUUUCCACGUGACUGCUGGACCGUUCUGUUAGAUCUUUUCUGUAGCACUGUUGGACUACUGCUAGAUCUUUUUCAUAGCACUGCUGAACCAUUGAUAGGUCAGCCAAAUCGGUCUUCUAGAUCUUUUCCAUCAUACUAGUGGAAUUCCUCCAAUCCUCUUCUGUAGGAUUUUAUGUAUUUCCACCAUAUUUUUUUCCUAAAGUGUUCCCUUUGCUGGAUCGGUCACCCUGAUGCUGUCCAUAUCUUGUCUGAUCUGUUCCUUUCAUGUCGGGUUCUAGUCAAUAAAAGCAAGUCGUUACAGAUUUUUUCCAAGUCUGCUAUUCCUUAGUAAAUAAACCCUUUAGAUCAUUAAUAGGGUUAUUAUCUUUUCUGUCAAUACUUUAUAGUCUUGGGAAUGAAGGCUCUUGGAUGCUCCAUUUUACUUUGAAUUCUAAGAAUCAUUGAAAAUUAUUGUUUUAAUUCUUUCUUCAAUACACGCAUACAGACACCGGUAACUUUUUUUACGUUCUCAUUCUUGUUUCUCAUCUGUAUCUUUAAUAUUUUGCUGUUAAUACAACUUACUUUGAAAACUAUUGUAGUAAAUAGCCAUCACACAUGCAACAUAUCCCAGCAGAUUGACCUAUAAUAUAGGUUUUGGUUCCGGAAAGUCUCCAUCCUAGUAAAACGAAGGAUGUUUCAAAUAGAACAAGUUGGAAAAAAUAUAAGUCACAAAACAUGAAAUCUUUAUUUAUCCUUCAAAAAGAAUGAGAUGUUUGGGAGCCACCAAUUCUCACCCAUGUUAGGAGGAGUUCUGUACAGCGUUCCCUUUUUUCCUCUUUAGUGAAAGGGCUUAUUGAGGGGGAGAUGUUUAAGAAGGAAGCCUUUUGUUUGGUUAGCUUCCCUCCUUUGGUGAUGAAUUGUACUUGCCUGUCAUGCUGAGCCUAGUCAGAGGUCCCCGAGUCAUUGUGGAAAAGGAUGGGGUGUGAGGUUUCUUUUGUUCUCGAUAGGAGAAUCAGGCUUUGUGUCUUCACAUCUUCCUUGCUUCGAUAAUUCCCUUCUUUGUGUAGCCCCUAAUCAAUACCAAGAGCGCGCCUAAAAUCGGUAGGAAAGUGUUAUGUCCAACUGACACAAAUAGUGAUGGAUGUAACCUAUUCAGCACAAGUGGGAUUGCAACCCCUUUCUGAGUCCUCAUGCUGCCAAUGAAACACUUUCUUCAGCUGAAUUACUCAACCUAUCGUUCCUGUAAGUUUUCUUGUAAUUGUCCUAUUUAGUUACAUCCCCCCUCUCAUAAUAUUGUAAAGCGCUACGGAAUCUGUUGGCGCUAUAUAAAUGGCAAUAAUAAUUAGCGUCUAGCUUUGGAGCAAGCAAGGUUGCUGGGCUUAAAAUAAACCACCAGGUAGUCAUGGCUUCAAGGGAAAAAAUUAAAGGACCACUAUAGGCACCCAGACCACUUCAGCUCAAUGAAGUGGUCUGGGUGCCAUGUCCCUCAGGUUUUAACCCCUCAGAUGCAAGCAUUGCAGUUUCAAAGACACUGCUAUGUUUACAUUUGGGGUUAAUCCAGCCUCUAGUGGCUGACUUCUGGACAGCCACUAAAGGCGCAUCUGCGACGCUGGAGGCAUAUUUAGCCUCCAUUGCGCAGAGCGUCCAUAGGAAAGCAUUGAGAAAUGCUUUCCUAUGGACACUAGGAGUGCGCUAGCGGCACCUGCCUGCGCGUUCGGCUCCGCUGACGUCGGCGGGGGAGGAGAGGUCACCAGCGCCAAGGGAGCCCUGAGCUGGAUUAAGGUAAGUGGCUGAAGGGGUUUUAACCCCUUCAUCGUCACAGGAGGGGGACCCUGAGGGUGGGUGCACUAUAGUGGGGUGGGGACACUAUAGUGAUCCUUUAAGAAAAACAUGAAUCAACCUAUUCAGUUCUGGUAUAGAUCUCUAUUAGUUUGACAGGGUUUUCAGAAUGUGUUGUUUUUUUUUUCCCUUCGUGUCAUUUGUGACUACUAAAAAACAUAUAUUGAAAGAUCUUUGUAGGACCAGGAUUGGCCGCAGCCACUUCCUGGUCACUGCAGAACCUGAAGAUUUGAAGAAGAUGGUGGACAUUCUUUGGGAAGAAAACCCAAACCACACUUACAUUUUUUUUUUUUUGGCAAAAUAGACUAAUAAAUGGAAUCAGCCACUUCCUGUCCUAAAAAUGCUUUCAAUUAUUCUUGUCCUGCAGCAUUCAUCUGUAAAAAGCAUCCUUAGUUAAAGGGCAUCUCACAUUAAAGUCCGGUUUUAAUAACAGGUGAAUGUGACUGUAUAAUUUGUUUAUUUAGUUAACUGCAUGGUCACCCAUAAUCUCUACUUAGUAAAUUGUGAGAGACAUCAGCCACCUAAAAUCAUUUCCUUAAUCGCAGGGUAAAUAUCCUGCCGCCCACAUGCAGGGUGGUUUACUGGUGUCCUUUAGCCAGUGCAGGUAAUCAUUUAAAGACAAGGUAACGCCAGCAGCGUUUUACAAUGAUCCAUUAACUAACAAACAUACAAUUAUCUGCUUUAUAGAACACCUUCUCUCCAUUGUAGGGAAACAACUCGGUAUCUUAGCUGCCAUACCACAGAGAUUACUAGAGAUUGCUUUACGUCUGCAUUAGGAAAACACGCUGUAGAAAUGUAUAUAAAUAACAACUAAUUAGUUUCCAAAAUAUUGUUUUUUGGAGGUUUUUUUCUUGGGCGGGGAGGAGAUUCUCUGCUUUUCUAAUGCUUCUCAACACACUGAUAUGCAAAGUGUUCUUAAAUGUCUAAAUAAACAAUAACAUUAACUUAAUGAAGCAGCAAAAGUAAGCACUGUUUGGGGGUGCAAAUUAUCACAUUGACUGCAAGCCUCUUCCUUGUAUCUACUACUGUUUCAGCUUUUUGAUUCCUUACUUUUUAACUUAUCAUAGCAUCUGCGACCAAUUGUAGAAAUGUGUUCUUAAGAAAUGGUAAAAACCUAUUUAUAAAUAUUUAACAACAGGUUUUUGCAGGUUUGUGUGUGUUUAUCUGAGAAAGGUAGCUAUAAAUGGGUAGGUACGUAGUUAGACAGAUAUAGGUGUAAUGGCUUACUAGCUAUAAAUGGGUAGGUACGUAGUUAGACAGAUAUAGGUGUAAUGGCUUACUAGCUAUAAAUGUGUAGGUAGGUAGAUAGACAGAAAUAGGUGUAAUGGGUUACUAGCUAUAAAUGGGUAGGUAGGUAGAUAGACAGAAAUAGGUGUAAUGGGUUACUAGCUAUAAAUGGGUAGGUAGGUAGUUAGAGAGAUAUAGGUGUAAUGGCUUACUAGCUAUAAAUGGGUAGGUAGGUAGUUGGACAGAUAUAGGUGUAAUGGGUUAGUAGCUAUAAAUGGGUAGGUAGAUAGACAGUUAUAGGUGUAAUCAGGGCCGGUGCACGCAUUUUUGCUGCCUUAGGCAAAAAAAAUAUUAUAUAUAUAUAUACACAAACACACAAUGCCCCAUACAGACACACCCUGACCCAUGCAGACGCACAAUAACCAUACAGACGCACACUGACACAUACAGACACACAAUGCCCCGUACAGACAAAUAUACACAAACAUAUUGACUGAAGCACACUCGCACAUUCUCUGACACACAUCUUACCUUCAAUGCUGUUUCUAUGUCCUUCCAUCUUGCCUGCAACUGGUGGCCCCACUACUUCUUUUUUUUCUGCACAUUUUCUGACAUGCUCUCGCCCACUGUCUCCACGUACAGGGGAAGCGGCGGGAGCGAGCCAUUGAAGCACCCUCGCGCUGCUGCCGUCUUCCGCAAUGGAUGAAUGGGAGUGGGUUCUGGGUGAGCGGGAUGUAUAUGUUUUACCUGGCGCUAGUAAGCAGCAAUGUAAGUGUUCCCUAGCGCCCGGGCAAAAUGGCCAACGACACGCUGGAAAUAAGAGGGGCGGCCGCAGCGGAAACUUGAUAGAGCGGCGGCACAGACAAUCAUAAAGUAGUAGAGUCGGCACCCCCCUUUCAGAAGCGCCCUAGCCGGCCGCCUAAUUGGCCUAUAGGAAGCGCCUGCCCUGGGUGUAAUGGGUUACUAGCUAUAAAUGGGUAGGUAGGUACAUAGACAGACAGACAGACAUACAGAUAUAGAUGUAAUGGGUAAGUAGCUACAAAUGGGUAGGUAGGUAGAUAGAUAUAGGUGUAAUGGGUUAGUAUCUAUAUAUGGGUAGGUAGGUAGACAGAUAUAGGUGUAAUGGGUUAGUAUCUAUAAAUGGGUGGGUAGGUAGAUAUAGGUGUAAUGGAUUACGCCAUAGGGACAGGAGUUAAAUGGCAAUCUGACUUUGUGUGUCAUCCCAAAAUGGAGGAGCAACUACUAAACUACUAUUGCAUUGCGUUUAGUAUUUAUCCUAUGUGUACUAUACAAAGUUAGAGCUUCGUGGAUCUAAUAAACAAUUACUUUUUUCUUAAAUUAUCCUAUAAAAUUAUUAUUAUUUAUUUGCUUGUUUAAAUGUUUGUACUAAUUGCAGUAGCAUUUUCUAGUAUCCAAGCUUGUAUUACUAAGUGGUUAGAUCAAACCAAGUCUAAUUAUUAAGCACCUUUUGUGCAACGAGACACCUGCUAAUAACACUGCAGAGUGAGACUGUCCCAACUGCAUGUGCUGUUUACUAGGCCCUGCAUUGUAAUCACCUGCCCUGGGCAAGGAAGGUGCUAUUAAUGCAGAUAACAUCAUGAUACGGGCAGAGAUAACAGGGGAGACAAUAACAGCAGCUCUAGACAGUCACAGACAUUACACUCUGCUUGUUAAGCAGGAGUCGUACUAUAGAGACAGGUCAGACUGCCCGUGUCUCAUCUACAAACCAACCAAACCUGCUUCGAGCCUCAUGAUGACCAAAGCUGGGGAUGUCUGUCUCCUCUGUACUCUAAUACACUCGUUUAGGGAUUGAGAGAUUACACUGUAAAGCAACUGACAGUCAGACAAAUUGGUCACACCUUGUGUUUUUAUUUCUGUCUUUUGGAAAGAUUUAGAGUAAAUUGGGGUCUGAGGCCGCUGGAGCAAUGGAUAAAAUGUGAACAGGACAAUGUGCGUCAGACAUUUUUCUUAACAAAUAUUUUGCUUUGUCAUUGAAAUAACCAACAUCUACUAAUUUGAAUUCAAUUUUGACUUUUUCUUUGAAAUAUGUUGGUGAUUUUAUUAUGUUACCUCCCCCUAGCAAUUCCAUGCGCAAUAUGUCUUAUUAAAGUGGCAGCGAGAGGCACUGCACACUCACUCUGCCCUCAGUGUUAAUAAAUAAAGACCUCAGACCAUAUUGCCAUUUUAUUAGUAAUUAACAAUACACCCAUUUUAGUGUGCAUUUCCGUUAAAGGUAAUUUUGUACCCCUUACAAAAUGCCAUACUACUGUUGCCAACUUAAUCUAUACUUGCUUAAUACACUACCAUGUCACGUUUAGGCAAAACGUUGCUUUUUUAAUUUGCAGAGUUACAUACUGUCAUCUUUUGUUCAGUUACUUAAUGUAAAUUACAAUCCGGCAUCAGAAACUGAUAAAUAGCAAUUUAGGAUUUUUGGCUGAAAUUGUACCGUUUUCCUAGAGGUAAUGAUAUAAUACUCAUGGACAAUUAUGCUGGCCCCUCUGUCCUGCUCAAGCUAAGUCUUCUGGGUUAGCCAGACAAGAGACGGGUGGCAAUGAUUGUCUGAGAGUGUCAUCUGAGCCAAUUUAGAGUAAAAAUUAUGUAACUUGUGAAUGAUUUUAAAAGACUAGUCCUUUAGUCCUCGAAAACACUGAUUAAAGGCGAGAUGUAGGUAAUAUUCUGUAACUUCUGUAGAUUAAAGAGCAGAUUUUUAAAUAGUUUAGUAGUUUUAGAGUUUGUAGUAUAUACAAUGAAUUGAGGCAGUGAGUCUAAUUGGAGGAAAAUAUUGCAAAUAUAUAUAUAUGAGAUGUUAAUCAUUUGUCUUAUUUUGUGAAUAUAAUGUGUGUUAAAAUUAUAAGGGGGGAAAAUGGAGCAGAAACUCUGCGAGAGGAAUGACCGUGGUGGAAAGCGGGAUGUACACUUACAAAAAUGGCGCAUGCGCACAAAACUGCUGCAAAUGUGAAAAUGAAUGUGACAAUUUUUAUACAUAAACCCAAUAUGUAUUUCACCUCUGGUUUUUAUAUUUUUGGUUUGUUUUGUUCUUACCCCUGGCCUUUGUGCCAGUUUAUCUAUCAGCUUGAAUUAUUUUACAUACAAAAGCGACUCUUACUAGCCAAAAUGCCAUUUACGUUUGUAUUGUAACUAAUUUCAUCAAAGAGAAUUUCUUGUGACACCCAUCAUUAAGCCAUUUACUCAUCAUUACACUGAUUGCUAAUUUCAUAUUGUCUUUUGUGAAUAUGUUGUAAGAGCUACACAAAUUAUGUUUGUUUUGGAUUUUUGGAAACCAAAUUAGAUGCUUUUUAUUUAGUGGUUUCAUCUUUUUUUUAUUAUUAACAUUGUAAAAUGUUUGAACAAUUGUCUUUGCUGCAGAUCAUGCAAAUGUAGCUUUCUUAACAAACGUAAUGUUUGUGGCAAAAGACUAGCAAAUAGCUUCACCUCAUAAUUUUGGAAAUAUUAAUAGGUCAUACUUGGGCGGGGGGGGGGGAGUAGAUUUUUAUCUAUUUGUUCCCACUUAUGCACUAAAACCAAAAUGUAUUUUUUUAUAUACAGUAUUUUUUUUUUUAAGCCAGAUUACAAUACGAGACACUUUCCCUGCAAAUAUUGCAAAAAUGAUUAAAUAUACCAAAAGCAAUUAAAUUAAAAAUCUUUUUUUUAUUUUAUUUUUAUUGUCAAAUGAAAAGAGGGCACAAGACUGAUGAAGGGAAUGUGUAGAAGCAGUUUCUGGAUUAAAGCAAGCUUCCUGACGGCGUUUCUGCUUUUAAAGGGGAAUCCUUUUGUGUGCGAAUCCCCAGUGCUCUGCAGAAUGGUGGUUUCUAUGGUUACGCGGCCCUUUGUGGCCUGACAAAAGUUGGCAUUCGGAUUCUCAGAAGCCAAAUCUGGCCUUUGACUUGGGUACCCUUUUCACAUCCCUCGCUAAGCUUGGCCUGCUGCAAUGCAUGGAGGGGUGGCUGUGGGGGGUUCCCAUGGCUACCGAGAGGGAAUUGUAUAGGGAGGAGGUCUGAAUAGGGAGUACAAAGACUUGGUUAAUUUGAAUCUGAACAAUCUGGGCAGACUGCAUGUCCCUCAUCUUUGUACCAGUUUGCAACUAAUAAUUUCGACUGGACGGUUUGUCCUUCCAUUUGUUUUCACGUCUUCAAUGGUGACUUCUUUUAACUUUGCCAGGACAAAAGCUGACAACCGCCAAGGCGUUUAAAAACAAAAAGCCUCGUUUGUGACCUUUCAUAAGCAAAACCGUAUUCUUUUGCAGUACGUUGCUUGGCCUUCCAACCCUACACAGUUAUGUUUUUUGAUCAGAACCUCUGUUAAUUAGUUAGGGAUUUGAUAAAUAAUACCCCGAGCCAAUAUUUACGUAGCAGGAAUGAUGGGUGGCGACGAAUGCAGAAUUGUCUUUUAGGGCAGAUUCAUCAUGAUUUUACAGGAAACCUUGCUGCGUGUAUUGCUGCCUGGGCUUGUUUGCACGGUUUCUAUUCCAUAGGGAUUGUAUGGUUAGUCACUGUAUUUAGCUCUGGGCUGGAGAUAGAGGUCACGCAAGGCUCUCUGUCAGGGGCUCCUGGUUUUUCCGCGCCCCUGUCGCUGUAUGCAACACUGACGUCACUAGCCUUUAGGAUUGGAGAGAACCAUUUUAUUGUUUCCUGGAUUUAAUAUCCAGCAUAGGUCCAUGGUGUAUUUUGAAGCAAAUAAUAAGGGAUUUAUUCACUAAACUGUGAGCUAUCGCAGUCUUCAAGCCAGGCUUUUUUGGCCUAAAAAUGUAAAUGUUCUUGUUAACUCUCCACCGCUCCCAUUUUCAUUCCCAUUCUAGUGAAUUCGCUGUGUAUUCAAACUGUGAAUACUGAUGGAAUAAAAACAGACCUGCGAAAGCAUAAGGGUUACACGGCAUUCUUUUUUCCAAAUCCGCUAUUACAGACUACAUUUUGUGGUUUUCAUUUAGCCUCGAAAUGCAAAUGAAGCUUGUUAAAUGUGAGGUUUGAGGAAUGUUUGCUCCGGCAUUACAUAGAAUUAUACCUUGUAAACGUAAAGUCAAGAAUAUUUUCUCAGAAUCUGUAUUAUUCUUUAUUUGUACAGUGCUGAAAAUGAUAGAGAUGCAAACAUAGAAAAUCCUCAGAUUUAUAUAGCGCCAACAUCGCAGUAGCGCUGUAAGAAAGGUGGACACAUGGCAUUAAAGUCACUCAUCCUGCCUGAGGUUGUUAGUGAAUCUCUCCAGAAAAUAUGUGCUGGGUUCACUUUAAAUAGUUCCUGGAGAUAGUCUGAGCACGUUAUAUAAUUAGUGGAUUUGUAUACACCCAGAGGAUAAAGACUUUAUUUUGUGCCAGGUAGAUAUAUAAGUAAUUGAUCAGUAAUUGGACACUGAAAUGCAGGGUGAGGCGGAUUUAGAAUGCUCCACUCAUUGCUUAAUGCAAAUAAUUGCAACUUUACAUCAUUAAUCCUAUAAGGACCUGUGAUUGUCUGCAUCUUCAGCAAUCUGCUCCUUAGUAUCAGCUGGAGUUUUGCCCUGACACUCAAAGGGUUAACGAUCCUGUUGGAGUAUUCAGUGACACAUUAAAGCGUUAAUGAUAUGGCUGUGCAAUCCAUUGUUUGAAUCACUGAGUGCAGGCUGUUAAUACAUUGACUGAAAGCCAUUGUGUGAAGCUGGAGGAGCUGCACAUUAGGGGGUUAAUUCGUUGUACAGAGCUCUCAUAGAUUGCAAGCUAAUUCCAGCAGGGCCAUCUAUAUACUGUAUGUCUAAUAUUCCCAAUUUAUAAUUGUAAACCCUCCUAAAUAUAAUGGUGCUUUAUAAAUGUUAAUAAUAGGAGAAAAACACAUUACAGGGUUAAUCAAUUGUAAAAACUAGAGCAUAUGCUGUUUCUGUGCCAGCUCACCCUGCAUUUUAAUAGGAGGAGGUGCAGGGUUUGUCUAGUUACAGUGAAGGGUACCUGGUACCUUAGAAUAAUUGCUGUCUGAUACAUUUCUAGUAGACCUAGUUAAUCAAAGUGAUUGUAAUCUGCAUAUGAAUUAAAGGGACACUCCAGGCACCCAGACCACUUCUGCCCCUUGGAGUGGUCUGGGUGCCAACUCCCACUACUCUUAACCCUGCAAGUGUAAUUAUUGCAGUUUUUUUAAACUUGCAGGGUUAUCUCCACCUCUAAUGGCUGUCUACUAGAGGAAACCUGUGCUAGAGGAUCGCUGGACGUCCUCACACUAUGUGAGGACUUCCAGCGUCGCUCAUUUCCCCAUAGGAAAGCAUUUUCAAUGCUUUCCUAUGGGGAGCGCUAAUACCGCGCAUGCGCAUUGGGUCUCCCCACCUGGUGGGCGGGAUCAGUCUCGCCCACCGGCCGACGGAAUCAGAGGGAGGAGCGACGCGGAGGAAGAAGCCGCGACGUGGGACAUCGUCACUGCCUCAGGUAAGUUACUGAAGGAGUUUUCACCCCUUCAGCAACCGGGGUUUGGGGGGACCUGCAGUGCCAGGAAAACAGAUCCCUUAAGUGAUUUACAUAUGAAUAGCCAGGGUGGGAGAUACUGAACACAAAUCUUCAAUAGUCUGAGACAUACAGCAUAUACAUCCCCUAUAUACUGAGACACAGCUUAUAGACCCCCUAUAUACUGAGAUACCGCGUAUACAUCCCUUAUAUACUGAGACAGCUUAUAGACCCUCUAUAUAUUGAGAUACAUCGUAUACAUCCCCUAUAUACUGAGACACAGCAUAUACAUCCCCUAUAUACUGAGAUACAGCGUAUACAUCCCCUAUAUAGUGAGACAGCUUAUAGACCCUCUAUAUAUUGAUAUACAUCGUAUACAUCCCCUGUUUACUAAGACACAGCAUAUAUAUCCCCUAUAUACUGAGACACAGCUUAUAGACCCCCUAUAUACUGACAUACAGCGUAUACAUCCCCUAUAUACUGACAUACAGCGUAUACAUCCCCUAUAUACUGAGACAGCUUAUAGACCCUCUAUAUACUGAGACACAGCGUAUACAUCCCCUAUAUACUGAGACACAGCUUAUAGACCCCCUAUAUACUGACAUACAGCGUACACAUCCCCUAUAUACUGAGACACAGCGUAUACAUCCCCUAUAUACUGAGAUACCGCGUAUACAUCCCUUAUAUACUGAGACAGCUUAUAGACCCUCUAUAUAUUGAGAUACAUCGUAUACAUCCCCUAUAUACUGAGACACAGCAUAUACAUCCCCUAUAUACUGAGAUACAGCGUAUACAUCCCCUAUAUAGUGAGACAGCUUAUAGACCCUCUAUAUAUUGAUAUACAUCGUAUACAUCCCCUGUUUACUAAGACACAGCAUAUAUAUCCCCUAUAUACUGAGACACAGCUUAUAGACCCCCUAUAUACUGACAUACAGCGUAUACAUCCCCUAUAUACUGACAUACAGCGUAUACAUCCCCUAUAUACUGAGACAGCUUAUAGACCCUCUAUAUACUGAGACACAGCGUAUACAUCCCCUAUAUACUGAGAUACAGCGUAUACAUCCCCUAUAUAGUGAGAGCUUAUAGACCCUCUAUAUAUUGAUAUACAUCGUAUACAUCCCCUAUAUACUGAGACACAGCAUAUAUAUCCCCUGUAUACUGAGACACAGCGCAUACAUCCGCUAUAUACUGAGACAGCUUAUAGACCCUCUAUAUAUUGAGAUACAUCGUAUACAUCCCCUAUAUACUGAGACACAGCGUAUACAUCCCCUAUAUACUGAGAUACAGCGUAUACAUCCCCUAUAUAGUGAGAGCUUAUAGACCCUCUAUAUAUUGAUAUACAUCGUAUACAUCCCCUUUUUACUGAGACACAGCAUAUAUAUCCCCUAUAUACUGAGACACAGCUUAUAGACCCCCUAUAUACUGACAUACAGCGUAUACAUCCCCUGUUUACUAAGACACAGCGUGUAUAUAUCCCCUGUAUACUGAGACGCAGUGUAUACAUCCGCUAUAUACUGAGACACAGCGUAUAUAUCCCCUGUAUACUGAGAUACAGCGUAUACAUCCCCUAUAUACUGAGAAACAGCGUAAAGAUCCCCUAAAUACUGAGACACAGCGUAUAGAUCCCCUGUAUACUGAGAUACAGCGUAUACAUCCCCUGUAUACUGAGACACAGCGUAUAGAUCCCCUAUAUACUGAGACACAGCGUAUAGAUCCCCUAUAUACUGAGACACAGCGUAUAGAUCCCCUGUAUACUGAGAUACAGCGUAUACAUCCCUUGUAUACUGAGAAACAGCGUAUACAUCCCCUAUAUACUGAUACACCGUGUAUAGAUCCCCUGUAUACUGAGACACAGCGUAUAGAUCCCCUGUAUACUGAGACACAGCGUAUACAUCCCCUGUAUACUGAGACACAGCGUAUACAUCCCCUGUAUACUGAGACACAGCGUAUACAUCCCCUAUAUACCGAGACACAGCGUGUAGCUCCCCUGUAAAUACAGCGUAUAGAUCUUGAGGUCCCCUAUAGUCUGAGACAAAGUGUGUAGCUCCCCUGUAGAUACAAUGUUUAGAUCUUGAGAUGACUGACACAUUACAUAUAAUUCCUACAGACUGAGACACAGUGUAUAGAUCCCCUAUAGACUGAGACACAGCGUAUAGAUACUCUCUUGACUGAAACGCAGCGUAUAGAUCCUCUAUAGAAUGAGACGCAGCGUAUAGAUCCUCUAUAGAAUGAGACGCAGCGUAUAGAUCCUCUAUAUACUGAGAUACCGGGUAUAGAUCCCCUAUAGUCUGAGACGAAGCGUGUAGCUUCCCUUUAGACACAGCAUAUAGAUCCCCUAGAGUCUAAGACAAAGUGUAGUUCCCCUAUAUACUGAGACACAGCGUAUAGCUCUCCUAUAUACUGAGACAGUGUAUAGAUCCCCUAUAUACUGAGACACAGCGUAUAGAUCCCCUAUAUACUGAGACACAGCGUAUAGCUCCCCUAUAUACUGAGACACAGCGUAUAGAUCCCCUAUAUACUGAGACACCGCGUGUAGCUCCCCUGUAGAUACAGCGUAUAGAUCUUGAGCUGACUGACACAUGGCAUAUAAUUCCUAUAGACUGAGACACGGUGUACAGAUCCUCUAUAGAUUGAGACACAGCGUAUAGAUUCCUUAUAGACUGAGACAUGGCAUAUAAUUCCUACAGACUAAGAUACAGCAUAUAGAUCCCCCAUAGACUGUUACAGCGUAUAGAUCCCCCAUAGACUGUUACAGCGUAUAGAUCCCCCAUAGACUGUUACAGCGUAUAGAUCCCCCAUAGACUGUUACAGCGUAUAGAUCCCCCAUAGACUGUUACAGCGUAUAGGUCCCCUAUAUACUGAUACAGCGGAUAGAUACAGCGGAUAGGUCUGAUAUAGACUGAUACAGCGGAUAGAUCCUUUAUAGACUGAGACCCAGCGGAUAGAUCCCCUAUAGACUGAUACAGCGGAUAGGUCCCUUUAUAGACUGAGAUUCAGCAUAUAGAUCCUCUAUAGACUGAGACACAGCGUAUAGAUUCCUUAUAGACUCGGACACAGUGUAUAAACCCCCUAUAGACUGGUGCACGGCAUAUAGAUCCCAUGUAAUGGAUCACAUGGAUUUGGUUAUUUCUAUAAAUGUACGGCAGCCGUUUUUGUCGGUAUUUUAGGCCUGGGGUUCAGUAUAUUCCCGGUAUUUAUUUCACAGCAAGCAAAGUUUAAAACAAAUGUUAAUAUGCUAAAUAGACAUAUUCAUCCAAAUUGCAGAUUUACGUCAGGAUUUUGUAUACCCUGCGAAAUUCCUUUAUGUGGCUGGUGUCUGUACCCAGGCCUCUCUGAUUCUCUGCCUAUUUUUCUAUAAAUUCAAGGAAAAUAAAGCACUAUGCAUGUGACCAAUUGGGUUGAAAAAUAGAUUGCAUUGUAUGUGCAGAGCCAACAUCGGGGACACACGUUUCAGGGGCAGAACUCCUUCCUUGGUGCAAAUGCCCAAGUGUGUAACCACAUUUGGGAGUCCUGUUUACAGCCUUUUCCUGUAUGCCGCCAGCGGGCUCUGUUUUGGCCACGGUGCUCCCAUACUUUUGAUAUAAUCUUUCCAUACUAAAGUAAGGUUCUAGACAUUCCUUUCAGAAGAUUUCAUUCCUUUACAUCGCCUUCAAACAGAUAGCCCUGUGUGCAUCAACCUCUUACUGGCCAUUGUGUCAGUGGAAGGAUUUAGGAUUUCUUUCAUUUUAGAUUUAUCCAGAUAAGAACAAUAGAUUUAACCUUUCCCUUUUCUCAGUUGUGAUCCCUUCAGUCUGCUCAAUGGCUGAAGUUUAGAAUAAAUUAGCUAUUUUAUAACCUUUUCAAUGCCAGCUCUUCCUCCCUCCCUUGGAGAAGGGCUAUUUUAUUUCAUGAGUAAUGCCAGCUGGGCUCCUGGCUACCGGCACAGACAGCUAAAUUUAUAUCUAUAUUAAGGUGGGUCAACCCUCUUCUUUGGAUUUCCAUAAGACCUAUGGAUAUUGAUUGAUUUAUGAGCUGUAUGCAUACAUCAAAUCAGUCUAUACACUGACAGUGCUAUCUUUUUCUUUAUUCAGGAAAAGGGUUUCUCUGAAAAUUACACGGGGCGUAUUCACUAAAUGGCAAAUUGUAGCAAAUUGAAAUCCAAAUAGCCAGAGGAAUGCUAAUAUUCGAUUUAGAGAAUGUUUGAGGCUCAGCGAUUAUGCCAUUUGCCAUUCAGAUUGUAAUUUGGGUACAAUUAGGAAUUUUUGCAAAUAACCGCGGACAGCAAGUGUCACGUUUUUAUUUAAAAAUAAAUAAAGGAUUAUUCUAAUAUUGCUAUUUAAGCCUCUAUGUGAAGUAUAGUUUAAAUUUGCUUUGAAUUCCAAACUAUUCGUACGUUAGCGAUUGAGAUCUGUAUCUGAAUAAAGCUACAGAAAAGGAUUUGAAGGGAGGCAGAUGCAGGCUAAGAUCAUCGAUUGAAUAUGUUGCCUUCAGGUAGGUAUUCAUUUGAUCUAUACAUUGUAAUGGUGAAAUUACUACAAAGGCUUUUGUGCCUUUUGGAGCCAUGUUUGUAGCCUUUGCCUCUAUGGCAGCAGCAUUGGACGUACACAAGGAAAACCCAAUUUUUAAUAAAAGGUAAAUCUAAGAAAACAAACAAUUCAGGUUGUAAAAAUAAACUGUAAAAGUUAAAUGCUUGUUUAGUUAAGCUCACAAACAGACAUCAUUACUUAUUUACUUUACAGAAUUGUGUAGACCAGGGGUAGGCAACCUACCGCACUAGUGCCAUGCACGGCACUCCAGGUGUCUUUGCACGGCACUCAAGGCUGCUACAGCCAAACAGGCUCUGGCCUAUGAGGAGUCCCAGUGAAACUUCAGAUAUCUGCUAAAAUGAAAAGGUGGUCAAUUUAUGCAUUGCAGAACAUAGAGGAAGUGAUCUCAGAUCAGUUCCUCCCAGCACUUGUGAAUGGGAAUCCACACUGGAGUAGAGCAGCCUGCAGUUGCUGUUGCAGCUCCUGUCCUUGACCUGUACCUGGCCAGCCUGGUCCCCAUUGGAACCCAGGGAAGCCACCCACACUGCUAGAUAUCCACAGAAAUGCAGAAUAACCCUCUCCUAAUACAAAUAACACAAACAGCCCACAAACAAACAUACACACAAUCUGCACAAACGUAACCCGCUAACAAACCACAUACAUGCACACAACCCCACAUGCAGCCUCUCACAUGCAAUACCCCAAACAGCCCCCACACACUACCAAACACACAAUGUGACAUAUCCAUCCACACACACAAUUCCACAAGCAGCCCCCAUACACAGCCCACAUUCAUAUGUAUCAUACAAAAUACCAUAAACUACUAAUGAACAUAUACAAUAUAAUAGCUCAUAUACGCACAAAUACAACGAUACAAAGCAAUUACAGUAAAAAUAACACAAGCAGAAUAUGGCAGCAUACACACCUCAAUUUAAAAAAAAUAGGACCGGCACGCUAUAGGUCAUCACAAUCCUAUAUCGGCACAGUGCUGCUAAAAGGUUGCCUACCCCUGCACUAGAAUAUGUUUUAAGAGAGCUUGGACGAUUCAGAGAAAUCACAUGCGCAUGUUGCUUUUUGCAGCGUACGUAUUUUACUUUUUAAUGAGCUCUACAUUUUGGGGGAAAUUUUGCUAUUAAAAUUAAUUGAUGGAAUUUUUUUGUAAAAUUCUACGUGUACUCUAGCAGUUAAAAAAGUAACGGUCACUAGUAAAAUGUUUGCACAACCGAAUAAUUAGCCAAACGUUGGCUGUGGGAUGUGUUACUUAGUAGUUUUUAGUGUGUCACUGUUCAUGCACGUCACGUUAUUAGUUUAACCCUUGUGGUGCUGUACUGUACAACUAAAGAAAUGGCGCAUGCGCUUUUAAGGCAUUUCAUUGUGAAUGUAGAAACACGACUCCGGUGGUGUGGGCUGCUGUAGGUUUUUACUUACCUCUACUGUUUUAUUCACCCCAAUAAACAAUGAAAUUACAUGAGAAGUGAAGGUUAUUCUUUAAAACAGUAGAUUUGUUCUGGCUGCUUCGGCCCUCACUGCAGCUAAAGGCAAAGGUUUGUAAGCAUUUGUGUGUAUUUUCUUUGUAUAAACAACUCUUGGCACCCAGCCUUAACAAAGGAUUUGUUUGACAUUUUUUGUUUUAGUACAGAAAGUUGAUCAUACACUUUAAUUCCUGCAUACACGGCAUUAAAUCCUAAAGACAACCAAAAGCUACUAUCUGCCAAACGUCUUAGAGGUUUAUUUAUUAUAAACAAUACAUUUCGCACCAGUCUACUAAACUACACUGACCGCUGAUAUGUAGACAUGUUUUUAUUAAGGGUUUAUUAGGGUAGUGUCCCUUUAAUACAAUUUCUCCACAAUUCCCUUUUUAGUGACUAAAGCUCAUUGUGGUUUGUUUCCGGCUAUUAUAUGAACACUGUUUCUUUCACCGCCUGCUCUUUUCCCCUCAAACUGUAUCAAAUGCUUUGUCUGUGUGCCCUGUACUUGGUAUUAAUAUCACCCAAAAUAACACUAAUUAAAGGUGUACAUAGAGAAUUGAUUGAUUGUUAAUUAUGUAGAUUUAAUGGACAGGAUGUCCUGGUAUUUACGGUGCUGAAUCCGUAAAAUAACACUGAGGUGGAUCUACGCUGAAUAUUUAUUAUAUAUCCAGUCUGUAGGUCACUGAGUGCAAAUUUCGAUUUUUCCAUAUGUGUAGAAAAUGAAAGGUUUGCCUUGUUAUGUACUAUGCCUGUUUGUCAGCCUGUUUGUGUCCAGGUUGGACAUAGUCAAAUUUUAGGCUUUUUGUCUAAGGAGACGCUGAGGGAAUACUUUUUGGAUUUUUUCUCAUGAGUUGAAGUAUGGGCUCUGUAUGACCUUGACAAGAGACUCUGCUGGAAAAGAUAAACUGGCAGCUGUCAGGUCUCCAACAGUGUAAUGACAAACAGUGGGGGGUCUAUACCUCAGUUCCUCCCCCCCUCCCAUAUGAAUAUCCAAACACAGACCUGCAGAACUGUUUGGAAUAGUAACAGCUACACCCCCUUCUGUUGCUGUGCCAGUGUGUUUCACACAGAGUGUAGAAUAUCUCUGUUUUUUUACCGAUGUCCUCUAUAGCAGCACUGAAUUCUAUCUAGAUUCCUAAUAACCUCCUGGUUACCUGGCAGUUUGUAUUUAUUGCUAUCAUGUAAAGCAUGUCCAAAAUCACUGAUGGCUUCCUCUACUUUUGGUCAGAAAUCCCUGUUGCCCUCACCCCCAUAGCUUGUUCAGAAUUUACAGUACUUGAGUAGUUAUUGCCUUUUAAAUACCUUUAUGCCAUAUACGGUCAAAAAGUAUUAAUGCCUUAAUCCAUAGCUGGUCCAGAUCUGUUGAUGCCUUCCUCAUUUACUGGUCCACAGUUCCUGAUUCCUUCCUCCAUUGCUAGUCUAGAAUUGCUGGGGAAUUCCUCCAUAGCUAGUCUAGAAUUGCUGGGGAAUUCCUCCAUAGCUAGUCUAGAAUUGCUGGGGAAUUCCUCCAUAGCUAGUCUAGAAUUGCUGGGGAAUUCCUCCAUAGCUAGUCUAGAAUUGCUGAUACCUUCACUCUAGCUAGUCUAGAAUUGCUGAUACCUUCACUAUUAGAGAUGUCGCGAACCGUUCGCGAACGGUUAGCCGGUUCGCGGCGAACUCCGGUCAGCUGACACAUCCCGGCCAAUCUCCAGCAGACCCUCCCUCCCAGAUCCUCCCACCUCCUGGACAGCAUCCAUGUUGAAGCUGCCUUCAACAUGGAUGCUGUCCAAGAAGUAGGAGGGUCUGGGAGGGAGGGUCUGCUGGAGAUUGGCCGGGAUGUGUCAGCUGACCGGAGUUCGCCACGAACCGUUCGUGAGAAGUUCGCAGACGGUUUGCGACAUCUCUAUUCACUAUAGCUAGUCUAGAAUUGCUGAAGAAUUCCUCCAUAGCUAAGAGAGAAUUGCUGAGGCAUUUAUCCAUCGCUGAUCCAGAACUGUUUGUUUGCUUUCCUCCACGGUUGGUCUACAAUUCCUGAUACCUACACCAUAGCUAGACUAGAAUUUUGCUUCAAUUACAUAAUAAUAACCAAUACUCCAAACACCAAAUGAGCAGAAAUGAUUCGGAUUUGUUGGCAUGAUCCGUACAUUUUUUACACAAAAGUAUUGCACUAUAGCGCCUUCUUAUCACUUCUAAGAGAAAAUGAUGAAACUCCUAAAGACCUACACGUGUGUGUUGCACCUGUCUGCAAUAGAAACACAAACAAGGGGUUUUCUGGAUUUUUUUUUUUUUUUUCAAUUCUUUAUUUUUGCAGUGCAUUUAGUUAACACAGCGUGCAUGUGGUACCCCAACGGCAAUCCACAUGCUUUUCAACAAUAUUUGCAACAGUAGGGUACAUGUUAAAUCUUGCACUAUUUUAUAUUAAUCUAAGAUUUAGCAAGAUCAGUCCUGUUUCAAUUUUCUAAUAUAUAUUUGCAAGAACACUGGUGAGACAGGAGAGUAACAUUGGUAGGGUAAUUGUCAAGCAUAGCAUAUGGCAUAUCCUCUUACUGCUAUGAGGUGGAUGCUCAAUGUACUUAGUCAUGGUAUAGUAAGGGGUACCGUGAGCAGGAGCUGACUGGUUCGAUCUGUCUAGGCUGGGACGCAGGUGUGCGGUGGGACAGACAGGCUGGCCAAACGUGGGGAUUUAUGUGCAUGGUACUGUCGCUAUAAAAUAGGUUAAGCCUGUGCGGGUGGUCGGCUGUACCAGUCGGGUGUGGGCAUAGGUCGUCUGAUCGGUAUGUGAGUGGCCUAGUUGGUGCGGGGAUGUAUUGGCAACGUUCGGUGAGUAUUGUGGUGGAGAUAGGGCAACUUCUCUGGGUGUCGUCCGGGAGUCAAUCCGAUCUUCUGGGUUCAGGUCGUGGCCCCAGCUCGGGGGGCUGAAGCUGUAUCCCUGGGUAUAAAGUCACGGGUGGCCGCAGGAUCCCAGCCAUGAGGGUUUGUCGGGCCCAGCGAAUCCGAGGGCAGGCCCAGUGCCUGCAGGUGGUGUGUUGCAUCCAGGUCUCGUAUGGUAAUGGUGGUUUCACCGCGUUUGAUCAGCAGCGUCCGAGCCUGGCUCCAUCGGUAGCUGAUAGUUUUCUUGCGUAGGAGGGAGGUUAGAGGUCGGAGUGACCGUCGCCAGGCGAGGGUUCCCCCGGAGAGAUCCGCAAAGAAGGUUAUGGACAUCCCUUCAAAGUUGUAUGGUGUUUGCCCUCUGAUGGCUGUCAUCACGGCUGCUUUGUCCCUGAGACCCUGGAAUUGCAUCACUAGGUCGCCUGAGGCUGUGGGUGGUGCCUUGGCUGGUUUUGGAAGUCGGAAUAUGCCUUCCAGAGGCACUGCCUUAGCCUGUUUUGGUGUGAGUAUAGCUGCUAGGAGUCGUCUAGCAAAAUGGGGGAGUUCCUCAGGUGGAACUGUCUCGGAGACUCCUCUGAGUUUUAUGUUCUUCUGUCUCCGCUUGUCUUCUAGGGUGUCGAAUCUGCCUUCAUAGGCAGUGCCCUGUUGUGUGAGCUCUUCCACCCUUUUUUCCAGCUCUUUAAUUUGUUGUGUAUGGUUUUGGGUUUUGUGUUCUACCUCACUGAGGCGGCCCGUCAGGCCUCGCAGAUCCUCCCGAAUCAAGGCCACGUCCGCCGAGAUUUUCAGUUGGAGGUCCGCCAUGAUCUCCCUGAUGGCCGUUAGUGUCACUGGGCCGGUGUCGGGUGUCCGGUGCAGGGGUGCCGCUCGUUCUGCCGGUUGCCGCACCAUUGCUGGCGUGAGGCUUCCCUCUUCUUCCUCCGAUGCCCCGUCGGAGAAGUCAGAGCAUCCUCCGAGGAGGGACGCCAUCUUACUCUCUUUUGCGCCAUGUGCCUGCCGCCAGAGGUCUCCGAUGCUGUGUCCCUGCCGGGGUCGGUCGGGCUUUAGUUUUUUGGUUUUCUUGCCCAUGAGGUAUACAGUGGGGGUUACUUGGGUGUUGUUUGGUUGUGGGUCACCUCUAUUUUUAGGGGUUUUGUCCGUAGUUUGGCCGGAGCUCAGAGGCCAUGCGACUGUCCGCUUCUGUGGUUAGGCCACGCCCCCUUUUCUGGAUUUUUUAGCAUGUGUGAGAACUCAGAAAGCUUUCAUUGCACAUUUGUGUUUUUGUUUUUUGCUUUUCCAUAUACGGUAACUUACAAGCAAAGCAAGUGCACCUUCUUUUGAUGGUGAAUUCUACAUCCCAAAAUGCUUUGCAUACACUGCGUGCUGUAAUACCAUUUUAUAUCGUGCUUGUAAGCAAAUGUUGGGUUUUUGUUGUGUGCAGUUUUGUUAAAAGAGCGAACGCACAGUGCCCAUUAUUAAAGGGGUUGGGAGUGUCUGCAUUGAGAUUUUAGUUUUAGGGCAAUUUAACAUGGUAAUUAAAUGCUUAUAUUUUAAAUAUGAGGCAAACAAUCUAUAUAUCUUUUUGUUUCAGAGGACAAUAGGGCAAACCAGUAACACAUGUCACAUAGUGAAGCCAUUAACAUUUUAAAUAUUUUAUGUUGUGGCUCUUAAAGUACCCACUGGUACUGCAGCUUUACAUUCCAAUUUUUAUAUGCAUUUUGCUGUUUGACCUUUGUCUAAGAUCUUACACAUGUAAUGUAUUCAGGAGUGAACAAAUUUGUAAUCUCAAUAAUGAUUUCAAAGACUGUCAGACACUCCGUUUUCUUUGCCUCGGGUCAGAGAGGAACGCUGGGAUAGUUCCAAACUAGACCAUACUUUUUCAAUGACUCUCACUUAUGUAUUUUAAGAGUCUUAAGCGUUUUUGUCUAGACAGAACGCACUUGCAUACGAACCACUCUGCUUUCAAAUAAUUUUCGUACCGAUAAUGUGCUUUAUUUUAACUUUUUGCUGCCAGAUUUUUUAAAGAGAAAGUCAGUUUUCACUUGUUCUAUGUAUUAAACUCGACCUUUCAUCUACAAUUGAGUGCGUGGUAAAUUUUGGGUAAGUAUUGAAUUGUAAUCAAACCAGUAUAUUCUCUAAAGUGUGAACCUGUGCCUUUCACAUGUCUAUUUCAUGUUUUGUAAAGGAACACUCCGACCCCUAUAACCACUUUAGCAUAUUACGUUUUUAUUGGGGCAGGUGUGUGUGGUGCCUGUCGCGACUACCCUCCAGUACUCACACCCCAUAAUGAUUUAAGCUAAUUUAAGCCAGCGGGUAGAUGAUAUUCUCAGCCAAUCAGUGAGCUCAAUGCUAUACUUCAUUGUGGUGGCCUAGCGGAGUAGGAUCAGGAUAGGGCAGACAGAAACCCGGGGACAAUCUUAGGUAAGACUGUGCACAGGGACUCCAGCCUUAAAUCAACUUUAUUGAGGGAAAGAGACCCAUUAAAUAUUAGAAAUUUAGCAAAACCAUUACAAUGCAGUUUAGUCCGUGCACAGCCACGGCGCACAAUGCAUUUGAGGGAGAGAAAGACAACAUUGGGUCUUCCCCUUCACAUUCCAUGUUAAAUUACAGAAAAUAGCCAAGCUUAUAGCAUUGAUUGACAGGGCACCAAACAAAAGGAACUCACUACCAAAAUAGGAGUAAAUACAGCAAUGUGGAUUUUACAUGCUCAGAAAAAGAGACUUGUUAAAUAUAGAGGUUACUACUCAAUCUUUGUUUUUUACCUGUAUUGUCUUGUAGACGAUGCUCUCACUGUACAAACCGGCCAUAAUGGAAAUAUAUCUUAUUAUAAAGGGGCGCACUCCAUUUGCUAGCUCAGCAGUGGCGGCUGCAUGCAUAAUAUUUACUUCAAUGUAAAGGGUUUUAUUUUUAAUAACUCACUACGCCUCAAACAUUGGUUAUAAUUCUGAGUUUUAUGCCAUUUCUAUCCUUCCCACAGUCUGCUUAUUUAGUGAAAAUUACCAUUAUUGAAUUGAGAUUCUAAUAAAUUUUAUAAAUUUGGUAUUUGACACAUUUUAUGCAGACAUUGACCUACGUGUUCUUUAUUUUUCAGCCAUUCCACCCCAUGGUGAAUCUGGAGUGUUCCCGUGAUUUCCGUCCCUUCCUGUGUGCGCUCUAUGCCCCUGUCUGCACAGAGUACGGGCAUGUUACGCUGCCCUGUCGUAGGUUGUGCCAAAGAGCCUACAAAGAAUGCUACAAGCUGAUGGAAAUGUUCGGAGUGCCUUGGCCCGAGCAGAUGGAGUGCAGCCGGUGAGAGCAUAAUGGGUUCAUUGGAAACAUUAGUUAAAAGGAAUGCGUGUGACAUUUGCAUAUUUGAUUUAUUUAUAAAAUAUUUUACCAGGAAGGAUACAUUGAGAUUUUGUUUGUUUUCAAGUAUGUCCUGGGUCCACAAAACAUUGCAUUGUUACAUUAGGGUACAAUAUUAAAAAAUAAUAAUACAAUAUACCAGGGCUUGACAAAUUUGUUUGAAAUCUAGGAGCCAGCUAAAAAAAGUUAGGAGCCAGUUGUUUUUAAGGGACACUAUAGUCACCAGAACCUCUACAGAUUAAUGUAGUUGUUCUGGUGCCUAUAGCCUUUUCAAUGUAAACACUGCCUUUUCAGACAAAGGCAGUGUUUACAUUGCUGCCUACUAAGACCUUCAGUGACAGUCACUCAAACGGCCACUAGAGAGUCCUGUGUCAGUGCUCUGCUUGGAGGCGCUUAAUGUUACCCAUAGAGAACAUGUGUUAUAUCCUCCCAAUGCUUUCGUAUGGGAAAGCAUUGGCUUAGCUGAGAUCCUUAAGAUCUCAGCUAUGGAGGCGGGACAAACCACGGCGAAACCAGCACGGCGUGGAAAACAAUGUGAGGCAGGUACCUAAACAGACACACACUCCCUCACAGACAUACACACGCAUACACACACUCAAUGACAGAGACUUACACACAGACAGACAGACAUAUAUAUAUAUAUAUAUAUAUAUAUAUACACACACACACACACAGACAUAUACACAUACACGCACACAUACACACUUUCCCUAACACAUUUAUAUUUUUAAUUCUAAUCCACCCAGCCUCCCUACCUUUGGGAGAGCUGAGUGGACUUUCCCUGGGGUCCAGUGGAGCUGUUAUCUACCUGGGUGCGAGGGAGCAGCCCCUCUCUGCUCCCUCGCACUGUCUGCAGUGACACCGGGGCCGGAAUGACGUCAUAUUCCGGUUCCCGGCAUCAUUACACAGUGCAAGGGAGCAGAGAGGAGCUGCAGGAAGACUGCUCCCUCGCGCGCUGCCCCAGCCUGUCGCCUCUAUGCUCUCCAGGGCGGUCGCUACAUGCUCACUGAGCCGGCCGCCUCCAUACCUCCCAGGACGGUCGGCUACAUGCUUCCUGAGCAGGCCGCCUACAUACCUCCCAGGGUGGUCGGCUACAUGCUUGCUGAGCAGGCCGCCUACACACCUCCCAGGGUGGUUGGCUACAUGCUUGCUGAGCAGGCCGCCUACACACCUCCCAGGGUGGUCGGCUACAUGCUUCCUGAGCAGGCCGUCUACAUACUUCCCAGGGCGGUCGGCUACAUGCUUUAUGAGCAGGCCGCCUACAUACCUCCCAGGGCGGUCAGCUACAUGCUCCCUGAGCAGGCCGCCUCCAUGCUCCCGCAGGCUCCAUUGUUACCCAGCCAGCCACUUUAGGGAAAAGGCUGACAAAUCCCAGGCACCAGAGCAAUAUUUCUAUUCACCAUGGCUACCUGGCACCUGGAAUUUGUCGAGCCCUGCAAUAUACAUUAUAAUAUUAUAAACACAUAUAUAAAUUUAAUACAAAACUGGUAAUAAAUAUAUUUAACCAUAACAGGUGCAUCCUGUAUUGAGGUAUAUUGCCAUAGAUCUCUUUAAAGAUUUUAGAUUGAAAGAAGAUUUGACUGUGUCCCUGAGGUUAUUUCAUAAUUGUGGUGCUCUGUAGGAAAAGGAGGAGUGAGACACUUUAUUUUUAUAUUGCGGUAUGCUAAAUAUCGUGCUAGUAUUGGAUAGGAGGUGGGAACAGCUGGGGAGAGCAUUCUACUCAGGUAGGGCGGGAGCUUCCCAUAAAAGUUCUUAUGCGCAAGGCUGGAAAAAUGAAGAGUGCGUCGGGAUUCCAGCGACAGCCAGUUUAUAUUCUUACAUUCGUCAACAUGGGGGAGCCAAACAGCAAGCAAAAAGUUGUAUACUUAUCCAGUACCCACGUGUCGUGGACACAACUCUUCCCAUUAAAACCUGAAACCGCAGUGAGGCUGCUGACUGUAAGUCUUUGUCGCUCAGGCAGUUACACUUCCUUAUUAAUUCAAAAAUUCCAUUCCAAAGAAUCAUUUACUGAUGUCUAUGGAGUUUGCCUCCAGUACACAAACUCAGGUGCUUCUUUCUAGGUAACACGUGUAAUGUGCGGCCAAGUACGAGAACCACCAGUAAACAGAACAAUGGGGGAACAGGGUGAAUCCAUACUACCAACAUAUAUAGUAUUUCCUGACAAAGAUUAUUAAAUGUGUAGGUGACUAUCUAGGAAUUUCGCCAAAUUCAUCAAACACACGGGGAACGUUAAUUUAAAAUAGCUGUUUUUUCUGGUUGUGUUGUAUUUUUAAUUUAUUUUACCGUAAGGAACAUAUCCAGGGUUUUUCGUUAAAUUAGGAAUUCUCUGCAAUUAAAUCCAGAACCCCCAAAAAAGUCCAAAAUAGCAGAGCUGGAAAAAUACACAAACUCCCAGCUUGAUUGCCAAUUUAUUGAAUAACACUUUAUUACAAAAAGUAUUCUGUGUUGUAUUAUUUUUCUUAUUAAGCAUUUUUUUGUAAAACCUUCUAAUAUUGUAUAGUUUGUGCAGUUAUUUAUAUUAUUUAACUCGGAUGUUUUACAGCAAUAUUAAAGCAAAGAAAUUGAAAUCCAAAAGAAAAAUUAUUUAAGAAAAAUAAAAUAAACGUGUUCGGAUGAUAUAAAACAUUACAGGGUGACACUUAUUUCAGUACACAAUAUCCUCACAUUGCAGGAACAUUACAAUUACGUGAGACGGUCAGAUUGGUGGAUUGUCUGCCUAGGGAUGAUGUAUUGGCUAAAAUGGUGGCAUGCAUUGCUGUAUAAAUAUGACGAAUUAAGUCAGAGGCCAAUUGAGGUAAGAGUUGACCUGGAAGGAGACAGCUGGAAGACAACUUGUUGCUAUAAAUUAAAUCCGAGGAAGAGGUUGUGACAGGAGCAGUAUACAUGUAACAUUCACAAAUUCCCGGGUUUUCGUACUUUUUAUAGAGAGAGGAUGUACGGCUGGGUCUGAUGGGUCUCUGAAACCUUUUACCGUAACAGAUCGAGAUUAUCAAUAAGUUAGUGUUCUGGCUUUGUUUCUCUGUAUUCCAUAUCCAUUAAAGUUUUACUAACCCAUAAUGUGCCUAAUGAAAAUAACUACCCAGAAGCUGAUAAAUUAAAAUCCAACUGCCAGAAACAAACGUAAAUCAGGAUUAGUCACAAGCUAAAAUAUUAAUUCAUGGACUGGGCCGGACUGCCAUGCUGGACUGUCGCAAGAGAGAUCAGCUUCUACAAUAUACCAAUCUUUAAACUAAUAAACUCUGAUUUUCUACCUAUUUGCCGACUAGCAGCUUUGGCCCGCAGUGUGAAGGGGGUACUGGAUCCGAGGCAAGGCUUGCUCCUUGAGUUUUAGUCCCUUGGAGGAGAAAUCUUCGUUGUCCCAGAUGAGGCCUACUCCGGCAGUGAGUGGAGCAGAUGGCCGCUGCUCUACUAUCCUGCCUAACAGUACCCAGCCAGAAGCCCAAAAGCAACGUGGAAAUGGCUCUCUGGACUGGUGGGAGUGGCCCCAAUCGCUAAAACGCAUCCAAGACCCAGUGAUAAUGCCAUCCCGACCUGCAGCCCAGGCUCUUCACCUAAAAUGUCGGAGGCCAUGUGCGCAAGUGCCGAUGCCAGAGGGACUACCAACGUUCCCCCUCACUCAACGCAAUAAGCGUGGUUUCUUGGCACAGGCUGGUCCACUAUCUGCAGCAGCCAGCUACACGCACAAAACAGCUCGAUGCUUACCCAUGGAGAUUCAACGCAGGGCCUCGGCUCCGGUUAAGGGGCAUCCCCGAAACAGGCGGAAGAGAUGGAGACACAUCAGGCCAGUGCGCGCAACACACCAGCUGCCAUUUGGAAAUUUACCCGUGAAAACCUACCCUCAAGUCGGUCCAGGGAGCUGGUUUCCAACACAAGACACCACUUCCUUCCCUGGAUUGCCAUACAACACCUCCCGGACAGCCGUGAUGGAACAGCGCCACACACGGACAGCCGACUUGCAGCAGAACCACGCUAAGCCCAUAGAGAGUAUCGGCUAAGCCGAAAUUCACGAGGACACUCUGCAUGUAUGUCUCUAUGCUCCAGUUCUACUGAGUAUGUGCAUUGCAUUACCGUGCUCUAAGUUUCUGUGAUGAGCCAACCUCACUGAUCAUACCCAUGCUUAAAUACGGGGGUCUAUGGGGUGAAUUUAUCUCCCACAGUUAUUUCAGCUAUCCAGUUUAUUACAAACUACAUGCAUUGAUCCUCUUAUAUCUCUCUAAGCUGGAAUGUUUAACCUAUCUAAGUCUUUUAUACUCAUAUUCCAAUCUACUCCCAAUACCUAUUAAGCAAUAGACACUCGAUAUUGCCUUAAGCUAGCUUGCUUAACCCCUUAAGGACCAAACUUCUGGAAUAAAAGGGAAUCAUGACAUGUCACACAUGUCAUGUGUCCUUAAGGGAUUAAAAUAUUAAAUUGUGCAUGUGUUCUCGAUUACCCCAAAUGUAAAGCCUGAUAAUAUGCCUGAGGAUUGCCAUUGGGGUACCUCAAUCUUGUUUGUAAUAUUCUUAUGCACUUCAAAAAUACUAAAUUAAAAAAUGGUAUAUGAUUUCACAGUAGUAUAUAUAUAUUUUUAAAUAAUAAAAAAAACUUUGAAAGUGUUUUCGCUUCGGUUCAUCAAACACCCCUUUUUAAAACUUUUUGUUAAUGGUGUAGAUUUUUUAUUUAUGAGAAGUCUUUUAUAACAUAUUUAUAAGCCUUCCAAGUCCGAUCUGGCAGUGUUUUUGUAUAUUGUCUUUAUGGAGCAUGCAAUCAGGUUCUGUGAGGUCUGAAAUAGGAUCCCACCUGUUGUAUGUAUGUGCUCCUGCUGCACUGUAAGCUAACGUCUUAUAGAAGGAACUGAGAAAUAAGUCAUAAAUCUCCUGGGCAGCUCGCUGGGCCUGCUCGGGAUUGCAGGUCAUGGAAGGUAUCAUAUAGGAGUGUAAUACGAAGAGCAGAGCGAUCUGUAAUGUAAUAUCCCACAGUAACCUCACAAGUUUAUUCACUGAACUGUAAAUUGUAAGGAAACCAAAGAGAAGUUAAAAUUUUAGGAAAAUCUAGCUAGCUCUGAGAAUUGUUCCGUUUUGACUAUUUUUGCCUGAAAUAUGAAAAUUCACUGAUUUCUGAACAAUUCAGAUUUUAGUGAUUAGCCCAGUAAGUUGGUUUUGGAAAUUACUCACAAGGGGGGUGCAGGUACAGUUUAAAGUUAUGUCAUUAAAACUUUUCUUUAUUUAUACAUCUGAUGAUUUAUCAUUUUCAUUCUUUAUUUAGAUUUCCUGAUUGCGAUGAGCCAUACCCACGACUUGUGGAUAUCAACCUGCCUAAAGAACCAACGGAUAACGCUCCGUUAGCUGUACAGAGGGAUUAUGGCUUUUGGUGUCCAAGAGAGCUGAAAAUUGACCCUGAGUUAGGUUACUCCUUUCUAGAAGUACAAGACUGUUCCCCUCCCUGCCCUCACAUGUAUUUUCGAAGGGAAGAGCUCUCAUUUGCCCGAUAUUUUAUUGGCGUAAUAUCAAUAGUUUGCCUCUCCGCCACCCUAUUUACCUUCCUUACGUUUCUCAUUGACGUUACCAGGUUCCGUUACCCCGAGAGACCAAUAAUUUUUUACGCAGUCUGCUACAUGAUGGUGUCACUGAUUUUCUUCAUUGGCUUUUUGCUAGAAGACCGUGUAGCCUGCAAUUCUUCCAGCCCAAGUCAAUUUAAAUCCUCCACAGUCACACAGGGAUCCCAUAACAAAGCUUGCACCAUGCUCUUUAUGGUACUUUACUUCUUCACUAUGGCUGGCAGCGUGUGGUGGGUUAUCCUUACUAUUACGUGGUUCCUUGCUGCCGUUCCAAAGUGGGGGAGUGAAGCAAUUGAGAAGAAAGCACUAUUAUUUCAUGCCAGUGCAUGGGGAAUCCCAGGGACUCUAACCAUCAUCCUACUUGCCAUGAAUAAAAUUGAAGGGGACAACAUAAGUGGAGUGUGCUUCGUUGGUCUCUAUGACGUUCAUGCUUUGAGAUACUUUGUCCUAGCUCCACUUUGUCUGGACGUGGUGGUUGGGGUCUCUCUGUUGCUGGCAGGGAUAAUUUCACUGAACCGCGUACGGAUUGAAAUUCCUUUGGAGAAGGAGAACCAGGACAAACUCGUUAAAUUUAUGAUUCGUAUUGGUGUAUUCAGUGUACUUUACCUCGUCCCACUAUUGGUGGUGAUUGGCUGCUAUUUCUACGAGCAGGCUUACCGCGGGAUAUGGGAAACAACGUGGAUCCAGGAAAGAUGCAGAGAAUACCACAUACCAUGCCCCUAUCAGGUAAUACUUUGUUUUCUUAUAUUUAUAACCGUGCUCUUUAAUAAAUAUGCGUGUUAUAGGUAUAUAUACACACAGAGAGAGCUGUAUUCACCUCCCACAGAUGUAGCGCUUUCAUGAAAUCUGUUUGAUGGCUGCAUACAUAAAAAAGUUAGAGACACUACAGGCACCAAAACAACUUUAGCUUAUUAAAGUUAUUUUGGUGUAUAGAUCUUUUAUAUAGCCCUUGCCGCACUUCCCCUAAAUACUUCCUGUAAAUAGACAUCUAAUGUUUAAACUUUAUUUAUUGCACAGUCUGUUUCAUCUAUUUUUGGGAAUUUCACAGGCCACACGUGUCUCACUAGUGCAAAAAAAAACAACCUAUUUGUAUUGUGCUAUUGUUCUCUCGAACAAUGAUACUCCACAUGUAUACAUGUUCCCCUAAUUCUGCCCUUAGUCUUGUCCUUAAUGCAACCUUUAAUCCAACCCAUAAUGCAACCUCUAGUCCAACCCAUAAUCUAACCUAUAAUGCUUCCCAUAAUUCAUCCAAAAAUCCAAUCUCUAACCCUACCAUAAUCCAUAAAACAUAUUCUAACUCAUAGGCUAUCUGGGCAGCUGGGAGAGGCUGUCACUGAUCCUACGGCAGGGGGCAAACAGGCUAACCUCCCCAGGGUCUAUUCAGACAUUGGGGGUCUCUCUGACACAAGGGUUGGACAGUUCCAGGCUGAAAGGGGGCAAUGGGAUUUUUUAAAUUGCCGCUAUAGGGCGAUCUUGCUACCUCUGCAUUUUAAUACUUUAACGUGAGCAGAGCUCACUUUGAGCCAGCUGACAGAGGAGAUCCCUUUUUAUUUUUUAUUUUUUGAUAAAUCAGGCUGGGAGCACACGUGCAUUAUAGCUCAGUUGUGGUAUUUAAAGGGCUGUGUGCAGCACUCACUUUGAGUGCUGCUCAUAGCUCAUCUGUCAGUAUGGGGCCACUAAUCCUCAGAUUUUGAAACAUUCCUGGGGGCCCUUAGUACCAGCAGGGUUUUAACCCCUAUUGGUAUCUUUACUGCAUGGCGGUCUAUGCCGUCACUGGGCGUUACAGACCUGCCCUGCAUGACGGUAUAGACUGUCAUGUGAUCCAUAAUUGGUUAAGCUAAAGUUGUUUUGGUAAGUGGAGCACUUACGGGACUAUGAAACAUAUACUUCUUUCAUUCGUAGAUUUAAUAAAAUGGACUGAAUUCUUGUGUCAGUGCUCCACAGUUUUUGAAGGUUUUUUUUUGUGUAUGUUUGGGUGUGUGUAUAUAUAAUACACACAAAGACACAAUCACAUUUAUAUUUUCUGCUUUUUGGGGAUUACCAGCACUACCAUAAAUUAGUGAAUUACUGAACAAGCUGCACAGAUCCCACUUUGCAACGUUUUAGUUAUUUGGGGCAAGACUUGUGACAAAUUGUUGUGAAUUAAAAUAUCUGCAAGGAAUUAUUGGAAGAUGAUAUCUUGGAAACAGAGAUACUCAUUGGGAGGUGGAUUUUAAUUUACGUCUGCUUGAUAUUUCACUCUAAUAAUGGGCUAAAUAAAACUACUUAAAUAUAUCACUAAGUUUAAUGGCUUCAUUCAUAAAAAUGUGCAAUGAGGGUUUUAUGGCUAUCUUUUGUUCACAUUUGGAAAUAUUUCCUAUAUAAAGUGUUUGUACAUUGUGUGAUUCUUUCUGCUAUAAUUUACCAGAAAACGGUCUGUGCUCCUUCGUCCUGCAUCGGCCGGAGCCAGCGGAUUUUUAGGGGACCGCUGAGUUUCUAUCAAUGCCGUCGAGAUGCAGUGUCAUGCAAUUCUGAAACCUCUCAUAGCCCUUUCUUCUUGUCAGCUUAAACACGAUCACUAGCUAUUUCCUCUACACGCAACGUUUUUGUUUUGUUUUUGUGCUGAACCCCUAGCAUUGUCAUUUAUAUAAAACGGGGGAACAUUUUGUGUGUACACACAUAUAUACACACACACACACACUAGUUCUGAUUAUAUUUUCUCAAUAUCGAGGGUCCAGAAGUGUAACAAAAUCCUAAGCAAGCUUUUGAUAAAAUACUAAGCAAACCUUUGGCUUGUUUCCCACGCUGAGGAGGUAAAUCACUGAGAAAGGAGGAAUUGUUUUUCGUGCUUGGUUACUGAAACACAUGCCAUUUUAAGGCCCUUUAGGUCUAGAGAUUGGCAAAGCCUCUGUAUAUCGACAUCAAGCUUUGAAUAAUGGACAAACAGAACAUUAAGGGAAUGUCUGAAGAUCUAUGCCAGCAAAUGCAGGUCACGCAUGUUUACUUAGAUUGUAAGGGAUACGAGCAUAGCGCUCUAUUCUGUAAAAAGUAGUUACCGUAAUUAUAGUAAUUUAUAGAAGAAUUUUCCAUUUUUCCCAUUGUGAAUUUGGCGGUACUCCUGCUCAAAGCCCCAUUGUGCAGAGGGCAAUAUCCAGGAUUGAGAAACGGCUGGAGCUGAAUUUGUGGAUUAUAAUGGUUUCUAAUAAGUUAUAUUUAUUGUUUGUUUAUAAUUUGAUAUUCAACUAAAAUAAUGUUGUCCACUAGCCUAACGAAUUUGAUUUGUGAUUACUGUCACCUUUGCUCUAUUCAGAUGUCCCCCAGUCCGCGGAGUAAUGGAGACAUAAAGAGAGCAGGAAGCCUGCCUAAGCAUAUUUCCCACAACCCCUGGCAGCAGUGGCAUAUGGGAAAUCUGUAGCUGUUACCCAUAAACCCACUGUUUAAAAAAAGAAAAAAGAAACACGCUAAACCCCUCACGCACGUCAAGCUUGCUGAAGUUCUUUAGAAGUUAUCAGAGUCCCCCUUUCAUACUUUAUAAAAAUGUCAAUUUCAAGAGACAUGGGCACCUUUAUAAAGUUGCACGCUCCCAGCUGUCAGUCAGAGAGCCAGGAAUGUGCUCUUCCUGACCGCUUUGUAUUAUAGCUAAAAGCAGAGGCAAUGCGUCUCAUAGAGAAUCAAUGGAUUCACUGCCGAGAUUUCUGUGCAUGUGCCCUGUAUAAGAACCAUUGGACUGGCCAGAAGACUAUCAGAACUGGAGGAGGAGGUGAACUACAUCAAGGAGGCCCUCUCGCUGGAUUAAACCUCUUUAUUUUAUAGGUACUAGGGGUGGAAGGGAGGCCUAGUGCACAUUACAAUACUCCAACGUAGGAAAAUCUGUUCAGAAGUCCAUUUUAUUAAAUUCAAAGCUGGAAGAACAACGAUAAUGAUGGAUAUAGUAGCAGCAAAUGGAAAAUUAUAUAAAGAAAGAACGUGAAAUAGUGUAAAUAUAGAUUGUAUGAUUGUUGGCAAAACGUUAAAGAGGCAGAAUCUAAACCCAAUAAAACAAUGUAACAAUAAUACAAAAUUUUAAUUAUCCGUGUCCGACUGUACGUGACUCGACAUGUUGAAUUGUAUUGCCUUCAGAUGGAAUUUGUGGCGCUACAAGUCAUGUAUUCUAUGUAUUGAGCCAGACCUUUUCCAGACUGUGUGCGCGGUGCAUGCCAUGAUAGAACGUCAUUCUUGGGCCCAGCUGCUGGCUUGAUUGACAUUUAUUACGAGUGGGGAUUAGUCCAAAUUCUAAUUGAUUUGACAUGAUUUUUGGUUACAGGCUAUUAGCUUAUAUAUCAAACAGGUUUUGACAAAACCCGUUUCUGUAUUCACCAAGCGAAUCAUGACAGAUUAAUUUAAUUGAGACAGAACAGUGCUAUAUCGAUGGAAACAAAGUAUAUGUUAACGUCAGUAAUACUAGCCUGUCCCAUGUGUAGAGUCUCCAGAUCCAGCAUGGAUUCCUGGAAAUGUUUGAUAAUAUCUGCCUGCAGUUAGACAAUAAUUGUAAUACAUUUCAGCCCUGUAGUAUGUAGCAUUCUGGUGCUGUAUGAUGUAAAUCAACCAAUUGAAGCAUUUGAUUUUGACAUCCUUCUUUGAUACAAUUCGUUUUUCUCCUGCAGUGUACACAUUGUACUUACUGCAGUGAGGUCAUCACUUUUCAUUUACUGACUUCCAGCACGGAGAAGUGUUUUGAUGGAUUUGUCCAUCCUAACCAUGAGGGAGAUGCACGUAGCAGCGAGGAGACCCCCUCACAAAGAGAGACUUGCGUUGACUUGACCAUGGAGGAGUGAUAGUGCUGAAGAUUGUAGGAGAAACAUCGGCCAGUGCAUCAAAACUGUGGACUGAUUUUAUCCUGGCUAUAAAUAUAAAUGUCGAGCCUUGCUGUACCAGGAAGAAGUUGGAGAUUUUGCACAAUUGAGAAGUGAAGACUUGGCAGAAUUUUGUAUAGAUGGUGUUUGGUAGAAGGCCUCAGUGUAGUGAGGAAUUGAUAAUUCAACAGAGACAAAUGAUGAUCCAAAAGCAUCGUGCACGGUAAUUUGGUGGAAUAGUCAUGCUGUCUAUGUUUGAAAUGAGCGAUUCAUCCCAUAAUUUGCAGACAAAGCUCAUCAUUUAUAGUUAUUAAAGGGCAUUCAGUGACGGGUGUAAAUUGGAGAGAUUAGUUCCAUUUCAUAGUGAGAAUAUUGGGACACCCAGUGAUACUAACAAUUGUCACACAGGUUUACUUCUCUGAUUGCCUUAUGAAGCUGUAUCCAAACCAGUUGUCAUGUGUAGACAGCAUUAAUUAUCUGGGCGAUGUAUUUCUGUGUGCCAGGGGUAAAGAGCGGUGAUAUCGUGUUGUUUUUAUGGCUUCCAUCAAUGGGUUAAUUACCUCUAGUGUGCAGAUUCUCUCCUAAGAAAUCCCCAAAGGAUCGGGGCAGGUGUCAGUUAUUUCCAGUGAAUAUUAUUCAGUAUAAUGAUAUGGCGUGAUAGCUGGGUAUGCCUGUUUAAUUUCUGAUUGAAGUGUAAUUAGGGAGAAAAAAAAUCCAAAUAUAUGAUUUGUCACUGUUCCAAGAUAACCAGGAUGUCAUUAAUGGUUUCCUGUUUUUCCCCAGAAGCGGUUGCAAUGUAAUUGGCGUUCUUUAUUCAUACGUCACAUAUACAGAAUCCUUGCAGUGGGUUUUGGUUUUAACCUUUUCACUGCUGUAGUGAGCGGACGCGAGUUGUUUACGUGUGGCUCUGCAAUCUCGGCCAAAGAUCAGGCUUGUCGAGCUAAAAAUUACCUCCAGGCCUUUCUCAUCUGAAAAACUGAGUGAACUGGGAAUGUUACUAUACACACACAUGCAUGUGCAUUCUUGUGUUUGUGUGUGUGUGUGUGUGCGCACACACACACAUUGUAGAGAGCUCAUCCAGCAAGUGUAUAAAUAAGUGAUAGAUAUACUUGCAUACACACACACAAGGCAAGCCUAUAUUGUCUACACCAGUGGUUCCCAAACUUUUAGGUUCAAGGUGCCCUUAAUAUUUCAAUAUUUUUCCAAGGCACCCCAAGUCAAAACAUUUCCUAGGUUCUAUAUAUGUACAGUGCUGCAGCAUAUACUGGGCCCCUAAUCUUGGGAGUGGCACUGGUAGAUUAUUUAAAGAAACAAUCCAGGCACAAUAACCACUACAUUACAUUUUAGUGGUUAUGGUGCCAGUAGUGCCCUUCCAGGGUAAGUAAUCAAACUGUUUAAGAACAGUUUGACAACUUACCUGGGGUCUGCCGGGAUAGCGGCUGUAGUGUGUGUGUACAGGGUUACAUUGUGUUUGUGAAGGAUGUAGUUUGUGUGUGAGGUGUACAGUGUGUGUGUGUGUGUGUGUAUGGGGGCAAUGUGUAUAUGGGGGGGCAGUGAGUGUUUAUGGAGGGGGCAGUUUGUGUGUGUAUGGGGGAGCUAUUAUGUGCUGUGGGGAUAAAAGGGCAAAUUAAAAAAUAUAUACGUUAUUUUUUUAAUUAAAAAUAAUAAUGCUGUCCCCCCACCCUGCUUACCAUUUCCUGGGAAGGAGGACAUUUCCUGCAAUCCCUGGUGGUUCCAGUGGUGAUGGCGAACUCUAGCAGCCUGGCGAGAUUCGGAGCGUUGCUGUGGUAACCGCGGCAGUGUGUGUAUGGGGGGGGCAACGAUGCUGGACGUCCUCAUGUUCAGCGUGUGGCCGUCCAUCAUCGUUUUAUGGAGUUCAACUCUGUGAAACAGCAGGAGGCGCCUAUUGUGGCUGCCAGGUAGACAGCCACUAGAAGCAGUAUAAACAUUGCAGUUUCUCUGAAUAUAACAUUGUAUACCAUUGCAGGGUUAAGUGGACAGGGACCUACAAUGAGAUUUAGAGAUACAUUAACAUGGAAACGCCACCCCAUUGACACGUUGUUUUGGGGGUGGAUGAAUGGGAUACAGAAAUCACUUACCUGCACGGAAGUCACUUACUGCAGCAUCAAAAAUACUAAAAAUAUCCAGGUUCCAUGUAGCAGCCUAUUAAGUAUAUUUAUAUUUCUAAUUGUCUUUCUUUUUUGAUUUUUGUUAAUCUAUAACCAGCUGCUGGAUUGCACCAUGCAAUUAUUUGUUCUAUCGAGUACCUUUAGAAUUUUGCUUUGAAAUAUUCAGAGAUAAUUUUUUUUCAUGUGAUAAGCUUGUUUGCACAGUGGUUGUAUGAACAGAUUCAUUGAUAUUCUUUAGAACCAAAUGAAAGCUUGGUUUUACUGUUUAUAUAGGGACUUUUGGUGUAGGUUUCUUUGGGUUAAGUUAUCUCUAAUCACGGAAUAUGACAAUGAGACAUGUGGGGUCGAUAGCCCCCUCUCCACCUGAAUUUGUGUUCAAGGGGAAGCCAGAAAUGUGGAAAAUAUCCACCCGUUGCCUAAACUACUGUUUAUGUUAUUAUGUUUCACUGAAAGGACCACUAUAGUGCCAGAAAAACAUACUUGUUUUCCUGGCACUAUAGUGCCCUGAGGGUGCCCCCACCCUCAGGGUCCCCCUCCCGCCCGGCUCUGGAAGGGGGAAAGGGGUAAAAACUGACCUUUUUCCAGCGCUGGGCGGGGACUGGGCUCCUCCGUUCCUCCCAGUCGGCUGAAUGCACACGCGCGGCAAGAGCUGCACGCACAUUCAGCCGGUUGCAUAGGAAAGCAUUUACAAUGCUUUCCUAUGGACGCUGGAGUGCUCUCACUGUGAAAAUCACAGUGAGAAGCACGCAAGUGCCUCUAGCGGCUGUCAAUGAGACAGCCACUAGAGGCUUUGGGGGAAGGUUUAACCCAUUCAUAAACAUAGCAGUUUCUCUGAAACUGCUAUGUUUACAAAAGAAUGGCUUAAUCCUGGCUGGACCUGGCACCCAGACCACUUCAUUAAGCUGAAGUGGUCUGGGUGCCUAGAGUGGUCCUUUAAUAUAAAACGAGGCUCCCUCUCAUAGGAGUUGUUGCAUUGUGUUAUGUGAUCCCAUUUCGGCAUCAACUGGUUGCCUUUAUCAAGGUACCCUUUACAAGACUUAAGACUGGAUACUGGGGUUUCUUUAGCAGAAAGUUGAAUUUGAAGUGAAACAGUUGUUUUGUGACUAGAACUACUUUAACCCAUGUUCAAGCACAUUUUUGCAAGCUCGUCUGGGUGGGUUAACUGUUGUGGUAUUAAGGAGGGACAGUACCUAUUGUGGACCUACAUCCCUCUGUCCCUCACUCUCUCGCCUAAAAUUAAAGUGUCCCUCUUUGUCCACUGGAAAUGUCGGGAUGUAUAAUGUCAUUGUGAAACGGCUAUUAGAAGCCAAACUCGAUAACUAUAUCAAUUGAGUGACUGUGACUGUGACAGAAAAGUUCUGAAUGUUUGAUUUCUAAAGAAAAAUGGCAGUAUUGUCAUAGAGCCUAAUUCACUAUGAACUCCUGUUUUGCUUUUUUGUGGGUUUUUUUGUGGUUUUUAGUUGCUUAUCGGGACACUGUAUGCACCCAGACCACGUCAUCUCAUUGAAGUAAUCUGGAUGAAGUGCCCCUGUCCCCUUAGCCCUGCAAGUGAACUGCAAUGUUUACAUUGCAGGUUUAAGACAACCUCUAGUGACUGUGUUGCUGAAUUUUCACAGAGUUUAACAUUGUGAAGCGAUGCUGGACGUCUUCACGCUGUGCAUGAGGACAUCCAGCAUCUUCAAAAUCCCCACAGGAAAGCAUUGAUUGGGGAAGUCCUAAUGUGCAUUAGUUCUCCAUCAGCGUAACGCCAAGGAAGGAGGAGACCGUGCCAACACCAUGGGAUCUUGCAUUUGAAAUUAAAGGACCACUAUAGUGCCAGGAAAACACUCCUCUCCUCCCUCUUCCGACGUCAUGCGCCGAAUGUGCAUGCACGGCAAGAGCCACGCACGCAUUCAAUCAGUCCAGUUUCUCAAUGCUUUCCUGUGGACGUUGGCGUCUUCUCACUGUGAAAAUCACAGUGAGAAGCGCCUGCAGCAGCUGUCAGUGAGACAUCCACUAGAGGCUGGAUUAACCCUAAUCUGAAACUGCUAUGUUUACAGCUGCAGGGUUAAUCUUAGAUGGACCUGGCACUCAGACCACUUUAUUGAGCUGAAGUGGUCUGAGUGCCUAUAGUGGUCCUAGGGACAGGGGCAUACUAUAGUUUUGGAUUCCUAACGCUAUAGUGUUCCUUUAAGCCAUUAUACAGGAAAAUGACUUUCUUACUGUGAUAACCAUUUUUACAGGCUAUCAAAGACUAAUUUUGAGUACAAAUUCCAAAUAAGUCCUGCCUUGCUGUAAAUAGUCAUAUAAAAGUGUUACAGACUAAACAUCUUCCUUCGUGUUGUCCGUAUCAGCCAUAUAAAGAAAUGUUCACCUGAGACGUGUUUGUGUUGACCUUUAAAAUAAAAUAAAUAUCAUGGCUCCCCAUGGGUGCCGCGUCUCUAAUGUAAAUAAAUCCAAUCUGUCGAGUGCUUCCUCAUUACUAAAACCUUUGAUUGUGUUUGUUAAUAUCGUUUCCAAUCUGGACCGUUUCCAGAUAUCCUGUAAUAUUGCAAGCAAUGUAUUUAGAGAGGACGUUGGAUUAUUUGGAGUGCUCAGCCAGCCACCUACAGUAAGCAUGUUUACAGAUUGAAUUUUUUUUGUCGUUAUUUUAGUUUUGUUAGUGUUUGGACUGCCAUAGAUUUUUUUGGAAACAUUGUUUAACAACAACUGAACCCUGGACCCUGAGUAUGUAUGUGAGAUCUUGCUUUUGUUGUUUAAAGUUCCAUGAGGCUGGCACAGAUUGAUGGGAGUUGCAGGCCUCCGCUUUUUUCAAUUAGUCUUUAUUUGUUGAUCCAGGUGGCGUUAUGAAAAACUGAGCUGGGAAUUGUGGAAAACUGACGAGGCAAUAGCACCUUCUAUACCAAAAUAGCUGGAUUCAUGUAAUUCUUCGAAAAUGUUAAAUGCCCUUGUCAGCUCUCUACAACAACACUUUUCAUCAUUCAUCAAUGCCCUCUGUUUGUUUUCUUCUUGAAUCAAUACCCCCCACCCUCCCUCAGCUUAAUGGAUUUGUUUUAAAUCUGUGGCUGUUUUUAAGAUAUAGUGUGAAUAAGGGUGAACUUCAGAUCAUAACAUUGCGGUGGAAAACAUGCAUUUUAAUUCUUAUUCCAGAUUACUAUUUCUUUGAGUAUCAGAAUGAUGAGAACACAUUGCUCAGGUAAUAUUAAGUAACAUAUCGCCUCUCCUUCUCUUUUGCGUAAAGCCGCAUGGCAUGAUCUAAGUUAGACAAUAAAUUGCAUUGCUUGUAUAAAAGAAGGAUGGCCCAUUUGGAAAUAUUGUAAACAAAUAAAGUAAAAUGCAUUCUGUUGUAUGGGUCGUAUGUUAGUGAAUUUACAUUUUUGUGCUGUGUAUGAUUGACACUAUAAAGUGUUUUUGUUUAAACCUUAUAAUGUAAGCUCGUUAGAGCAGAGGCCUUAACACGCUGUGCAUUCAACUCGUCCUGUUGCAAAUACAUGUAAGUUACUCCUCUCCAUUGUACAUCGCUGUGGAAUUUGUUGGAACUUUAGAAAUAAUAUUAAUCAGACAUGCUCAUCCUGUGGGAUUGAUUUUUUUCUGGGAUUUUACAACCAUUAACUUCUGUGCCCUAGGCUUGAUUAAUGCCGAUCUCUUUCUGAGAAAGCAAAUAUAUCCUGGGAGAAUGUAACGCAUACGUUAUGAGCUAUCCUUUCACACUAGAUAUACAGUCAAGCUAAACAAACGCUCCUACUUAAAAUCCCUUUUAGGAAAAUCACUUGGAAAAAAGCAAAAUCAUUUAAAUAGCCUAAUGUAGAAGAUAAUGCACACUCUAAUUCUAAAAGAAUGGAUCCAUUUUUAAUUCCAAUAAUAGCUGUGAAACAAAAGAGGCAAGACAUGUCUGUGUGCAUGCAUGUCUCUCUACCAUUUUCAAAUGUAAAAUGUGUAUUUGUGAUGUUCUGGUAUCUUUUAAAAGUUCGAGAAAGAUUUCAUAUUGUAGAUUUGUUUAUUUCAGCCAUAGAAUUAUUGUAAUGUCAUUGUAUAACAUGUUUAAAUAUAAUGCACUAGCUGUAUGUUACAAGAGAGGCUCUGGGGAAACAGGUGGCAACUUAGAAAAACAAAGUGGCCAAUAUGGCCCAAAAGAAGUGGCGAUUAACUAUUACCUGGGAACAAAAAUAUCCUACAUUUGUUACGCAAAAUGGCACAAAGGAGUAUUUUAUUAAGUUUAACUAGAUGUAUAAAUGUCACAGAAUAUACAUGUUUGCUUUAAUUAGUCCAGAAAGCUUGUAUUUUAUAGCAAACCUAAGGGGGCUAUUAGAUUAAUCCAAGCUCGUAAGUGAGGUCAUUUUAAUUCUUGUUGUAUUCUGUUUGACUGAAAGCACAUAGACGCUGAUCCGAUAGAACUCCAAAUGUGUCAGUCUUUUUUCUGCUAUAUUUUUCCAUCAAACUUUUUUUGACAGAUUUCUUUCAAAUUCAGGAUUUUUUAUAGUAAAACACAGGAUUUUCACAUCAAUCUACAAAUAUACAGGAAAACAUAUAAAUAUCACAUUGACAUAGGUAUUCAGUCCAUUAACUCAGUACUUAGCAGCGAUUACAGUCUCAAUUGUUUUUGGGUGUGAUGUGACUAGAUUUGUACACCUGGAUUUGGGUAGUUUCUGUCGUUCAUCUCUGUAGAUCCUCUCGAGUUUAUGGGGUAUUGUGAGUGGAUUUAGGUGAACAAAACAACAACAAUUUAUACAAUUGUAGCAUAAGACUACAACAUAAAAAUGUGAAAAAAAGAGGUCAGAAUUCUUUCUGAAUUCAUUGUAACAUUAAUCAUCCCACACAUUCAACUGAUCCUUUUUCUCUGAGCUUCCUUCUUCAUUCUCGAUAUGUGAGCAUUAUUGAUUAUCUUACUGGGAGUAUUCUUAUUUUCUUGAAUGUGCAUAUUGGUAAAAUAUUAUUGAUUUACCUCUGGUUUUCUUUUUCUAUUACUACUUUUCAUUGAAGGGCCCAUCUGUUUAAAUAUUUGUCUGUAGCUAAAGAUGCGGUUCAGAACAGGGACUGGCUGCCUGAGAACUAUGGGCAUACUAGUCCGCAGCAGCCAAGCUGCCAAAUCUAGCCAUCCCUAGCAUAAACUGAUGUACUUUGCGGUUUUUAGAGAGUAUUCAUCGUGACCCCUAGCCCCCCUUACACUUUACGUUACAUGACAUGCCAAUUAUGUUUAAAGUACGAGGAUAGACAAAUCAGAGAUAUUGAAGAUUUUAAUACUCUUUAACAUCAACGCUGCACCUCUUGCCACAAGGAUGGUUGUACUGAUUCCGCACACUUUGUAGCACCGUUUCCUAGCUGGUAACGUGAAUGUAGUUCAGUAGAAAUCGCCGCUUGCUUCCUAUAGCACAGCUGAUAUGAAGUACUAAAAGCCGUUUCCAUUGAGCUCAUUCAUUGUGAGCACUCCUGGGUAAUUUGGAGGUCAGCCCCAAACCUGUAUUUCUUGUUUGUAAUAGUCGUUUUUCUGUUCAUUAAAAUCACACAUAUAUUCCCUGAAGAUACAUCUUGCAAUAUGAUAUCAGGGGAUUCAUUUUCAAUGGAGAACUUUGUUUUAUCUCUGAAGCUGACAAAUGUUGUCUCUUCAGAAGGCUCAAUUAGAGAGAGGUUGUAGUAGGUAAGCAUUCCAACCUUGACUGUGCUCUAAAUUACACUGUGUGGCGGUUUUGUUGUUUCCUUAGAGGGGGGUAGUUGUGUUUGGGUGCAGUCUUGAUAACCUUGUACUCUUAGAAAGCUGCCAAAUCGCUUCCCUUAACCUCCUUCAAUAGUAAGUUUAAUUCAUCAUGUUAGUUGACACUAAGAAAACGCUUUUAAAGGAACACUCCAGGCACCAAAACAACUUCAUCAAAAUUAAGUUGUUAUGGUGCCAUGAGUACUCGGGCUGCAUUUUUACCUCAAGUGGUGAAUUUUUUGUUGUUGUUGUUGUUAUUAUUAUUAUUGCCAUUUAUAUAGCGCCAACAGAUUCCGUAGCACUUUACAAUAUUAUGAGAGGGGAUUUAACUAUAAAUAGGACAAUUACAAGAAAACUUACAGGAACGAUAGGUUGAAGAGGACCCUGCUCAAACGAGCUUACAGUCUAUAGGAGGUGGGGUGUAAAACACAGUAGGACAGGACAUUGUUGAACAUUUUAGCCCCAAAGUUGCCUACAGCGGCGAUGUCCAUGCUCCCUUUUGGAAAGAAACGUACCUUUUCCUAGUCAGUUUAGUUAAAAGGGAGUCACUGAUAGGCUGAGAGCGUCAGCUGACUGCUCUCAACCAAAUCAUCGGCGCCCCUGCCCUGCCUUAACCUAAAAAUUCUGAAGCCGGAUCCCGCCUGGGGGGAGCUAACAUCGUCGCUGGAGGCAGCUGAAAUGGCUAAGUAAGAGUGCCUCCAUGGGCCCCCUGGCACCAUAACAACUUUAAUAUAGAUGAAGUUGCUUCGGUGCCUGGAGUGUCCUUUUAAGCAGUGAUUUUAUUUUAUCUUGAGACCCACUAAAGGCCUAGGUGACAGUCGGGUCAAUUUGAAUUAUUGUGAAUAAUUAAAAUGUUUUUUCUGAUGAAUCUAAGAGAAAAGGCCCACGUUAUUGAAAAGAACAUAAUCAGAUUUCUGGCACUUAUUUUCAUCAUGUCAACUGGUUACCCUACGAAGAUGAACAUUUGCUGUUUACAUCUGUACUGUGACCAGAACUGUGUUACAUACCAGAUAUCACUAAAUAAGAUAAAUCCUAAAGAGCGUCCCCCACAUCUUCCAAAAAAUAAAUUGCUUCAUGGGGGGUGAAAUGCCUUCUAGUUAAAGAAACAUGACAAAAACUGAAAUUGUAUUGUGGAGCUAAAAGGUCAUGGCACUGUAGAACUCAUGUGGGAGUACUGACAAGUGCUUAGACAAAGUUCAUUCUAAGCGAAAAAUAGAGAGGACUAAACUACCUUAUUUGUGUAGUUACUGAUGAUAAAAUACAUUUAUUUAAUGCUUUAAAGUGGCAUUACAAACAACUGAAUUCUGCUUGUCUUCUAAAUGACCACUAUACAUCCCUCCAUGAGAUAGAAUUUGAGUACACAUUUAGGAUUAGUGGUUUAUACUAUGGAUGAAUUAGCAUCAAUUGGUCACCUAGACGAUGGUACUAUAAGAGCAGUAAAGCCAUUCUUUGGUGGGUCAGCUUGAAAUCCACCUUGUUUGCCUGAUAAAUGUAUGAUAAUGGACUUUCUUCAUGUAUACAUGUCCUACAAACUAGAGUAUGAAGGUCCAUGGCACCGAUGAGAAGAAUAUAGAUUGGAAACACCUACUAAGAUUAUUUCCCAAUGAUUAGUGAUGAUUGCACUUGGAACCCCUAUGCCUUCUGAAAACCAUGACCAGGAAAUGAGGGCAGCACUGAAGGUCCAUGUUUGGAAACCGCUAGAAUGCCAUUAUCCUGUUGAGUGGUUAGAUUUAAGAAACGAUGAACCUAUUCAAUCUCUUCAUUGGAUUGGUGUAUGGGUGGGCAGAUAUCACUAAAACCAAACAGUUGCCUCAAAUUGGGCAUUAAAUAAUCAUAAUCAUAAAUCUGAUAUUUUUACAAGCUAUUGAAAUGGUACCUCCUUGGAGCUUUGUGGAAUACUCCAUAUGCAGUAUUUAAUAGCCAAUCGUAUUGAAGAAGUUUUUCUUGGCAGUCAAUGCUGUUGAGUGUUUUCAAGAACUUGCAUUACCAUAACUUAUUCCGUAAAAUGUUCUUUUUACUUGGGCAACACUCUUCAUCUGAGGUUAUCUUCUUUCCAGAACUCAUUAAUAACUUUAUCUAUUAUUACACUAUUUCUUUCUCAAAUUCUCUGGCAGUCACUGGAGAGACAAGACACUAGUGUUUAUAUACAGUCCAUGGGCCUGCCGCAGAUUAAUGAUAUUAAACCAAUCUCCCGGUGUGUAUAUAUUCACUACACUGAAUUAAUAUUUGAUCAGUGAUGUGCGAUCACUGUUUGCUUGGUUAAAUUGCAUUGCAACGCUUCUGACAUCACAUGCCGCUGCUUGUUUGGCGUUUAUCUCUCGGUCUCAUUCUGUUUGUCGAGAGAUUUGUACAAUUCAUUACCUCAGUGGUUUACUUGUAGGUGAAACGAGGUUUAAAUGUUUGUUAUUGUUAAUAUGAAUAAUGCGUAACGACACAGCUUUGCGCUUUCCUUACCAGCUUUUUGUUUUGUCUGAACACAUUUGGAAAUAAAAUAAGUUUACAUCUCAUGGGGUUUAAUGUUGGAUAAUUUGAUUAAAAUGAGUCUCUAAGGUGCUGUUUGUGACACUGUUAAAUGCAAAACAAACCAAAUAAUUACCCAGUAAAAUAGAAAUAAAGGUGAUGAGAGACUGUGGUGGAGUAAUGGGUAAAUAUAUCUCUAGACAUGGACUCCAAGAAAGGUAUGUCUUUGGCAUGAGUGGACUCCCAUGGAGCCUUUCAAGGCCCGGCUUGCUAAUAAUAAGUACAUUCUGCUGUACGAGAGGUUGAUGGGAAGUAAGUAAUACAUAACGAAUGCGUUCCGAGAACUAGUUGAGUAAAACGUCAGGAGCCACGUAAAUGCUUGAAUGAUACUUUAUUAAUUCAGUCACUUUUGUGGUCUAUACUGUUAUGUACAGAAAUAACCAGGACCAAGUACUCAAUUGUGUCCAUAGCCCUGAACACAGAAUAUUUCUGGCCUGGCGACACUUGGCGAAUAUUUUGUGGCUACCAUGAUGUUUCUUCAUUUUAUGAUGUAGUUCUCCCGGCUUUGGUUUUAGCACAAUUCCUGCUGUGGAGAUACAGGCUUUCUGACUUUAGUCCGUGAUCAACCACAAAUUCACACAUUUACAGAUUCUAAAUAUCAUUGUAAAAUGUCAUUUUAGCCACCUAUAUGAUCACUUAUGCUGCCAUGGAGUAGGGAUGUGAGAGCAGACCAGCCUCAUAGCAGUUCCAUGUGCACUCCAAGCCAACCUACUGGCAGCCGGUGCCCCCUUGAAGUGUUUGCCCUGUCUGGUCGACACCCCAAAGGCCAGCCCUGAUCAAGCAACGGUCAGCAUGAUCUUUGAGACCAUCAUUUAAAUCCCCACCAUGAGUUUUGGAAGAACUGGUUGAGAAUGUACUUUAUUUACCCAGCCAGGUAAACAUUCGAAUAAAUGCACAGAAAAGCAAGAACAUUGUUCUAGUUGGGUGAAUACAUUACCUCCUGUACCCUGUGAGUGCCUGGUCCUGUCUGUUUCUGUGUGAUUGGAGGUCGUACUGCAGACCACCGUGGCACUAGGCAAUUGUUGUUGUAGCUUAUUGUUAGAAAAUUAGCAUUUUUGUACGAGACAUAUCUUUGAUUGAGCUCGGCUAUCCUUAGAUCCUUAGGUUCUGUCUCUCAGAGGAGAAAUAUGCUGCAGUCAGAGAGAUUUCAGUGUGUUUCUGAACAUUCCCAGGACAUUAUUUAGUAUUUGAGAGAGAAAUUACAUGUAGACACUAACUCCAGCAAUUUCUUUGACUUGUCACCUUAGCGAAACAGCUUGCCAUGUUGCAGGGUCCCAUUUAGAAUCAAAGAAGGACAUGAUUUGGAUGUCUCCUGAUUAAUGGGAAUCAUUUUAUUUCCCUAUCUCAGGUUUGCCUUUUUGAGUUCAUGGUAUCACAUGCAGCAUUUCUAUGUGAAUGUUAAUUUAAAACCGCAUGUAUUUUAUGUCCCCCAUUACUUACCCCAUGUUACUAUAUUAGCACUCCAAAACAAUGCUUUUAGGACAUUUACAGCUUCAAAUAUAGCUUAAAACCUGACAGGGUAUCAAAAAUGGAAGAGGUGGAACAGAGCAUGGAAAGGGUGGCUGUUUUUGGGAACAGGUCAUUCGCCCCACACUCUCCCAAGCUGGCAAAGCUUGUAUUAGGUCAUUCAGUAAAUGCUCGCCACAAACUUUUAUAUAAAAGAAAGGCUGGGAUUUGGAGAUCUAACGUUGCCUCUGUUCGCACGCAUCCUUCUCAUUUCAUUGUUUUUCUAAGGUGCUUCUUGGCAAAGGUUACGUAUUGUUCUACUUUACAGUAAUGUUAGGUAAAUGUAUCAAGAGCACAGUAAUUAAUAUACACCGGGCUUGCACAAUGGUUCCAGUAAGGAAAAAAAAAAGUACUUUCAUUAAUGAUUUUAUUGUUUGUUUAUACAGCUGGCUUUUGGCGUGUGAAAUCUUUAAUUAAAAAGCUCAAUUUGCCUUAUUCGGCAUUGGCCUAUUGAAAGGGGUGCUGCUGCAUUGCCAUCUAGUGGCAAAAGGGAGAGUGGCUUUGACACCAUUAGCCAACUGCAUAUGACAGUACUUGACCAAUCGGGAGUUUAGAAGUCAGAGAAGUGUUAGCUCUUCUUAUUUUAUAUUGAACAAUUUGCCAGCCUCUAAUAUCUUUAUGGAUAGACGGAUGGGUGGAUUCUAGCAAACCUUAGUUUUCUACCCUACCCUUACCCUUUGUACCUCUAGCAUGUCAGCUCAUUGAGCAGGGCCCUCAGCUCCUUCUGCUCCUAUACGUCCAUGUAGUCUGGUUUAACUACAUGUCUGUCAGUCCACCCAUUGUACAGCGCUGCGUAUUCUGUUGGCACUUAAUUAAUAAUAAAAAACAAUAAUAAAUGUAGAUAAUAUAUCAUGAGAUCUAUCAGAUUCUGUAAUAAAUAGACUGAGAUAUAUGGAUGGAUAGAUUGAGAAACAUGGAGCUCUGAGAACGAGAGAAACAUGGAGGCCGUACUGCUCCCAGUGGAGCUCUGAGAAUGAGAGAAACAUGGAGGCCGUACUGCUCCCAGUGGAGCUGUGAGAGAAGCAUGAAGGCCGUACUGCUCCCAGUGGAGCUCUGAGAAUGAGAGAAACAUGGAGGCCGUACUGCUCCCAGUGGAGCUGUGAGAGAAACAUGAAGGCCGUACUGCUCCCAGUGGAGCUCUGAGAAUGAGAGAAACAUGGAGGCCGUACUGCUCCCAGUGGAGCUCUGAGAAUGAGAGAAAGAUGGAGGCCGUACUGCUCCCAGUGGUGGAGCUCUAAGAAUGAGAGAAACAUGGAGGCCAUACUGCUCCCAGUGGAGCUCUGAGAAUGAGAGAAACAUGGAGGCCGUACUGCUCCCAGUGGUGGAGCUCUAAGAAUGAGAGAAACAUGGAGGCCAUACUGCUCCCAGUGGAGCUCUGAGAAUGAGAGAAAGAUGGAGGCCGUACUGCUUCCAGUGGAGCUCUGAGAAUGCGAGAAACAUGGAGGCCGUACUGCUCCCCGUGGAGCUCUGAGAGAAACAUGGAGGCUGUAAUGCUCCAAGUCGAGCUCUGGGAAUGAGAUAAAGAUGGAGGCUGUACUGCUCCCAGUGGAGUUCUGAGAAUGAGAGAAACAUGGAGGCCGUACUGCUCCCCGUGGAGCUCUGAGAAUGAGAGAAACAUGGAGGCUGUAAUGCUCCAAGUCGAGCUCUGGGAAUGAGAUAAAGAUGGAGGCUGUGUUGAUAGCUGGGGAAUUUCUCUCCUGAAUCCCAUAAAGCAUUUGACGCCAGUCGCAGUUAUAUCCCAAACCAUCUGCACAAGCACAGUACGGGAGCAGCUGGUGAGGGAAGAGACAUGGUAAAAACAAAUCCCCCCAGGGUUGUAUAGCAUGGGGUCGAAGUGAAUUAACCCUUUCAUUGUCACAUUGAGGAUAUGCCCCCCUCCCUCACCCACAGUCUAUACACAUUACCAGCCAGAUAGCUAUAAGAUAUGUAGCGUACAGUUUAUUUUUAUUCUCUGUGUAGACCAUGCCUCUUGGCACCUCCGUUCUAUGCUAUCCCAGCUCACAUUUAUCAGUUAUCUAGUAUUGGAAUUUAUUGGUUUGUUUGUUUGUUUUGUUUUUUUUAGACAUAUUGUUAUAUAUUCAGUCAUUUACAGGAACAACACAUUGAUUUUACAUACUGCCAGUGAGAUUGAUGUAUUUCAGGAUGUCCUUUCUUUUUUUAGGUAUUAGUGGUCCUUUCUUGGGAGAAUUUUAGUAUCUGGACAGCAAGUAUUUCCAUAAUAGCUGGACUUUUUGUAGGACAUCGUUUGUUUUGCUCCGUUGAGGCUGUGAAUUUUCACAAGGUGCUGUUAUGUGGUCGGUCUGUCCGCCCACUCUAAAAAGAUCAUCUAGCAUCUCAAAGCAGCCUUCAACGAAAUAGUCCUGGAUGUAAAGUACAGGAGUUCUAAUAGGUCACAUAUUCAGUAUUAUUCUCCCCCCAAUGACCUUUUAUCUCUUUUUAUGUUUGGCAAUUGCAAGGGAAUUUCUUGUUCACCUCAUUGAUAACGAUACAUUACUUUAUUAGCAUUACUUUAUUUUGCUUUUUUUUUUUUUUUUAACAGAUUCACUAUAUAUUUUCUUACUUGUUUAAUACAUUGAAACAUUUUCCAACCUGCAGCACUGCCGGAGUUGGUUCUCUUCCAAAAGGAAUUGCACAAAAAAUAUCCCUGGGAGACACCCUGUCUAGAUUUUUUGCCAACGCUUUUAAAAUCACCCUUUGCUUUCUUUACCGUACAAUUGCGAUUUAACAAUAACAUUCCCCUUCUUAGAAAUGUCGUAAUCACCUGUCAUCAGAACCUCAGCGAACGUUUUGAAAAAUGCACUUUGAAACACUUUGUAAUCUUGUUUGGACAGAAGAUUGUCAGCUGCGCUGUGUUUGGAAAUUGUCAGCUCACAUAUCAUCUGAGAUGUGGAAGUGCAGUACUUUCAUCCAAUUAUGAAAUGUCUUCUAAUCCUUUAAAACAGCCAUGCAAGUGUUAGAGAAACUAUUCAGACACAAUUCAAAUAUCGUUCAUAAAUAUAUAUAUUUUUUUCUGUUUGCAGGUGUCCCAAACAAGUCGACCCGACCUUAUUCUCUUCCUCAUGAAAUACCUCAUGACCCUGGUGGUUGGCAUACCUUCUGUGUUUUGGGUUGGGAGUAAGAAGACCUGCUUUGAAUGGGCCAGUUUCUUCCAUGGUCGCAAGAAAAAAGUGUAAGUCUUGGCAUGAUUAUUGGUUGAGGAGCAUCGUUAGUUUGUCACGGUGUAAUCAUUGAAUGAGAAAACAGGGGGCUGGCUGCACUCACCUGAAUAUGUACAAAUAGGGCACUGCUGGGAGCCAAUCUAUACAAUAAAAAAAAAAAAAAAACAGCGCACUCCCUUAUCCCCUAAACCGUAACUUCGGUGCUGACAAAUGUAAGGUUUUUUUUUUGUUGGUUUUUUUUAGAAAAACCUAAUCCAAGCAAAAAAUAAUGGGAGUUUAGUUACAUUAAUGAUCAUACAUUGCAUAAGCCUGCCAUAACGUCAAUGUACCCCAUCUUUGGCAAGUCCUACACUACCAGCCUAGUGUCUGCUUCAUGGGAAACUUGGGGGAAAAAAUCCAUCUGGGGUUCUCUGCUGUACAAGGCUAAAUAGGGCCUUGGGUUGAGACACCAGUGACAGGGAGGGGUGCAGUACCAAGGAGCUGGCUAGACUCCCAAAUAUAAAUAUAUAUAUAAUGAGAAAACAGGGGGCUGUAAUCAUUGCAAUUACUUUAAUUGACAUAGCCUGUCUGAUUGUUUUGGACAUCAGGCCUAGCUAGAUAUGUGAUGUAAAUUAAGUUAUUGUCGUGAUCAUAAUAAGGAACAGUGCUGAAGUGUGAAUAUUUUUGGAAAUGCUUCUCAAACGACUCAAUAUUUUAGGAUACAUUUAAAAAAAAAAUUAAAUAAAACAAAUAUAUAUCAAAAACUAUAAAUGUAAUUAUAUUUAUUUAUAUUUUAAAAGCUUAUCCCAAAAAAUUAAAUAGGAGUCUAUAGUACAUGACCACUCCUAACAGAUAAUACGCCAGGCAAAUAAUGGACACUCCGUAGUCAGUAGAAUAGUUGGAAUUUUUGUGUUUGAAUUUAUAUUGUUAUUUACACUGCGUUCCUCCUAGACACUCCAUAUUGGUGCAGUCACUAUUAAAUUUACUGAACGUUCUCUCUUUCUCCUUAGAGCUGUAAAUGAAAGCCGCCAAGUGCUCCAAGAACCAGAUUUUGCUCAGUCACUUCUUCGGGAUCCAAAUACCCCCAUCAUCAGGAAGUCACGGGGAACUUCUACUCAGGGAACUUCCACUCAUGCCUCUUCCACUCAGCUGGCAAUGGUGGAUGACCAAAGGAGCAAAGCAGGGAGUGUCCACAGCAAAGUGAGCAGUUAUCACGGCAGUCUGCAUCGCUCACGUGAUGGAAGGUAGGCAAAAAAAACAUGGUGGCACAGGAUGCAUUAAUGGCAUAUUUCAUUUUCAGAUCCCCCAAAAUAGCUAACCAGGGGGAAGGUUAUAGCGGAUAUUGCAGUUCAACUUAUACAUUCCAACUCGUAGCAGAAAUGAGUGGCUGUGAUAGGCUGGGAGCACUCAACUUAACUGUCAGCAUAUCACUGCUGGCCAUCAAUGUUCAGAAUAGCCCAAACAGCACAGAGGGACUGGGCUAGGGUUUCCAGAAUCACUCAUUCACCAUUCAAAAAGGAUUUAACACUAAAUGGAGGCUAGGGGACUCCAGGAGCUAUAGCCACUCCAGUGAGAUUAACUUGUUAUUGUGCAUAGAAUGUCCCUUUAAGUGGGGGGAUGAGGGCACCAAACCUGGGAGUCUGUAAAUAUAGUUGGAGUGGUGCUGAGUAUAUUGGAUUUACCUGUACUAAUCUGCACAGUAUAAAAAUGGAUACAUUUUAUAUAUAUAAAAACAUCUUCAUUGCAGGUCAAAUACAUAGCGAUGUGGAUGCUGCCUUUAAUCUUACUUUAAUAAUAUCCUCAUAUAGAUCGCACUAUUCAUGCUUACAUGAAAAGCUGUUCAUGUUUGUGAAACUGACCUAUGGUUACUGUGUCCUCAGGUACACACCGUGCAGCUACAGAGGAAUAGAGGAACGGAUUCCACACGGCAGUAUGUCCCGUCUCACUGACCACUCCCGGCACAGUAGUACCCACAGACUCAAUGAGCAGUCCCGUCAGAGCAGCAUUAGAGACCUCACCAAUCCUCUAGGUCAUAUUACACAUGGUACUAGUAUGAAUCGGGUCAUAGAAGAAGAUGGAGCUAGUGCGUAAUGGGAUUAACACGAAUGUAGAACAUAUUUUGUGAUGCACUUCACAAGUAUCGGACCUGUUGGAGUGUUGUGUGUGCUGGAUAUACACUGGACACUGGAUAGCCAUUUGACUCAAGUGUGUCUGUGGACCAAUGAGAGAUUGAUAAAUGGAAACUACACGCCAUCCUGGAAACUUGUAUCAUGCUGCUCUCUUGAUUUGGUCCAACGCUUUUAUUGAGGUUCAGCUCUCAACUCAAAUCAGAGCUUAAUAAGGGAAAAAGUUCUGGGAUUUUUUUUUAUUUUUUAAUAUUUUGUAAAAAAUUAUUUAUGUAAACCUGAAGACUGCCUAGUGCACAGUACAGGUAAAAAUCAUGAGAUCUUUUUUAAUUUUGUGAUUGGUUUGUUUUUUCCUUGACACUGGAUUCCAUCCAACUAGUUUAAGGGAUAAACGGGAGGAAGAUGCAUGUCUACUUGACCCGCAAAUGCCCCGAUGAAGAAAUUGACUACAUUGUUUAACUUGUGGUCACUGGCACUGGUCACUCAUGGUCUCUGGCCCUUGUACGAUCACCCAAGGAGACAAUGAAGAUUAAUUACAAGUUCUGUUACCAACUGUGUUACAUUUCAUGCAGUUAUUUUGUGAACAAAUGUAAAUAUUUUGUAUAUAUAUAUGUGUAUAUAAAGAAGCUCUUAUCAUUCACUGACUAUGACCAUAGGUUAGUUGUUGAUACCUUCCAUCAAUGUCUGGUUGUUUCAUGUCCCAGGUACACCUAUCUGUCAUGAGACAAGUUUGGAACAUUUUAGGAAAAUCUUUAUUAAUGUAAAUGUGAGCCACUCUAAUCAAUGCACUAUAAUAUGUCAGAGGACCUAUUCUAUAGCUCGAGAACAAAGCACCACUAUUGGAGUGUUGACUGGUGUGAAGGACCCCAUCUAAGGCACUGUACAUGUUCUCGGAUUGAAGUUUCCUCCUUUCUCAAAUGCUGACACAGUACUGCAAGGCUCACUGAUCAGCAUUCUACGUGUCAUUGAGUGAUUUUCUUCUUGUGCAGUUCUGGAUGUGUACUCAGACUGUGACAGAGAUGUCAUCAGGGACUACUUGAAUAUAACUGUAAAGACAGAACCUUAAAAUAAUCCCAUCAGUAACAUUGUCAAAAUAUUAAAACCAGACACCACUUAUAGUUUAAACACUGGACACUAUAAGAUCACAAUAUGUGAUGGUAGAAUCACCAUGACAGGUAUGGCUGAUCGGAGUGCAAUAUACCAAAGGUCCACCAAUAAUGCAGAUACACCAGGGGGUUUGAUACAGCUUUUGCCUUUAAAAAAAACAUUGCAUGGUAGGGUUUCUCCAAGCAUCAUAAGGGCCACAGCCCACUGUAAUGGUUAUGAUGCGAGGAGCACCAUGGCCCCAUUUCCUGGUAAGAGGGCAAACUUACUUGGUCCUGCCGGGUGCCUGAUCUCCUUUGCAGGAACACUGUAACGUUAGAAAUACAAAUGUGUAUUAUAAAUAAUAUAUAUGGGAGUAUUAUAAAGAUAUAGUGUCCUGCACAAUCUGUGCCUGCAGAUCGUUUUACAUUGCAGGGUUAAAAUCACAGGGACAUGGUACCCAGACCACCUUAUUGAAACAAAGUGGUCUGGGUACAUGUAGUGUCCAUUAAAGGCUGGCUGUGACAUGUGACUGGUUUCUUUAGAGCUGGUUGCCAAUCUUUCCGGCCAUUCAUUGGAUGAAAGCAUCAGCUGACUGCUCUCAGCCAAUGGUUGCAAUUCUGUGCAUAAACAUUUGGAACACUAGUUCAGGGCUGGCUGAUGACACUCUGGUGACAAUGCCAGUGCUGGACUAAAAACCCUCUGGCAGCAGCAGGAGUUAAUCUAUGUUUGUGCAGCAUUUUAUAGCAAAACACUGCACAUACAGACUGCAGGCACCGUAACCACUUCAAAUCACUGAAGUGGUCAUGGUGCUUAGAGUAACCCUUUAAAAGGUGUUUCACUCCCCAACUCUGUAUCUAAAAAUCACACCUAUAAGUUCUCAAAUUUCAGCUAUCUGCGACUUAUUGUGCAAAACUGGGAUCUCAUUUUGAAAAAAAUCUCUGCGACAAUUUAAAUUAUUGCAUUUGUAAAAUAAAGAUAACUUGGUAUACUGACUCCAACAUUUAUUGUCUGGGCCACGUUUUGGACAGUUGCAUAUGACAAGCCAGUAAAGACAUAACCAGAAGAGUAUACUGUCCCUUACCGAUCGAGGUCUGCUGUCUUAACGCUACAAUUCAUUAAUUUGGCUGUUUAAUAAUUAAUAAUUAAACAAUAACACAUUGGUAGGUGAUCUACCAUCCAAUAAAUAUAAUUUUAGCCUUUGUAAUAGAUUUUAGUUGUGGGUCUUAAAACAAGGAGUUCAAUUAGGCAACAUAGCGGUGGGCCCCCCUCCAAUCUCCAGCAAGAGGAGGCAAACUAAAGCGCCCACCGCCCCCAAGCCAGCUAACCCUAUAUGACGGCCCAGCUCUGCUCUUUAUUUUUAAGUUACUUUGUUUUUCAGCACAGGUAGAUUUAUGACAUAUAGUAAACAUCACUUAUCAGUGCACAAAGGUUAGAGCGUACAGAUCUUGAGUGAUGCAACUGAACAAUCGAUUUAGGGUACAUAGUUGGUUAUGUUACAUCUUCGUGUCAGGAAGUAUACCUCAGGUACAGUAUUUGUAGUGGUGUCAGUUGGCUUAUAGUGCAUCAGGGCAGGAUAGAUACAUGGGGUGUUUAUAUUUCAUAUAUGCAGGCCAUAUUAACCACCCGCCGUAAGUAGAUUUGUGCCUGCUCUUAGGCCCUCCUUUUGGUAACAUUCGUUACGAGCAUGGCUGUGCAACGUGUACCAUCUUCUGUCUCAUUUUUGGUUUAUCUAGGGGCAGAAGUUAACUCUUUUUAACAAAUUGAUCAUGCUAAGACUAGCAGAGGUGUCCAAAGUGUAACCAUUAGCUAUUGAACCACUACAAUUCCCAAAAUGCUUUGCCAGCCUGUCAUUCUACAAUAGGAAUGCUGUGCCCAAAACAUAUUUAUUACGUAAAGAGGUACUGUCAUAUUUUGCCUCCUGUUGUCAGUGUAUUCAGUAUUACUACUGUAUCAAAGGAGCGUUGUAAUCACUUCAGCUCUGUAAGUGGUUAUGGUGCAUACAGUGUUUGGGUUUGCCUGCCUUAUUUUGAGCAUUUUGAAAAUAAAAAUGGUCUUUUUUUGUCACGUAGGAGAAGCCUAGUUUUUGUUUUGUUAAUUAGUUUUUUUUAAUUAAAUUAAACCAUUUAAAGACAGUUUGCCAAAAACAGAACAGGUUAUGGUGCAUAGUGUCCCUUUGAUUACAGCUGCUUAAAUGAAUACGGUGUGGUAAAGACAUUCUUAAAUUUCAUAGUCAUGGAUUACUAUUUCUGCCUCCCCUUGCUAAUAUUAAAAUAUUUUUUAUUUAUAGCAUUUCAACAUAUUCCCCAGCAAUAAGGAUUAGCGACGCAGUGACCUAGGUUGUGUGGUCUCAUUGUAUAUUAUAUGUAAAUAUAUGGCCAGGUUAUAUUGUAGCCCUGUCUUAUAUUACGCAAAUGCCUCUCACAAGAUAUGUUGUUUACAUUCGGUACUGUAAUGUAAUAUAGCAAAUUUCUAUCCCCAUAUACGUGGAUAAAAAGGAAAAUAAAAUGUGAUUAAUUUGAACUAUAUUGGAAAGGGAAUCACUGUAUUUAAACCUGUUUUACUACUGAUAAUCCAUUAUCUCUCAGUAUUUUAGAAGUUCUGUGGCAAAAAGAAAACAAAUGUGCCCUGUGCAGUAUAAUGCUGUAUUUUCUGACACUGAAUGCAUUUAAAGGGUUAGCAAUGCUUUGUUUUUAAAUGGACACUCUAGGCACUACUAACACUUCAUCACAUGGAAGUGGUUAUGGUUCUUUGCGUUAUCUACUCAUAGUUAAACCAUUUUUGAGUUCAACCAUUUUAGCACUACCCGUGAUGUGCCUAGUCAACUGCUUUUAGCAUUAAGUAGAGGAAGGACAGCUAAGUUUUAAUGUCUUUCAAGUGCUCUUUUUAAUAUAAGCAUUACUGCCUCUUUAAAUUCUACCACGUUUACAUUGCCAGGGCAAAUUAACUGAUUGAUUUUUGUGAAAUUAAAAAGGUCAAUAGUAAUUGCAUUAUUGUGAAAUUGGUGCCUGUCCAACAAUUCUCAAAUAGUGUUUGCUGGUAUUUUUUUUUAUUAUUAUUAUUAUUUAAUUUUAUUUUUUUUCUGCUCUGUUCUGUAGUAUAUUACUGUAUGUUCAGUUUACAAUAGUUCCUCCUCUGUUUUGUAAAAUAAAUGCAUUGUGUUAGCACUUUAACAAUGAGUGUAAAAUAUGAUUCAGAUUGUCAGUAGAUGUACAUUUCAAUUUAGAGAGAGGUUGGACUUUUUUAAUAAAAU
Messenger RNA from Pelobates cultripes (western spadefoot toad), 69487 nucleotides. The record is from the annotation of a GenBank genome assembly. Lineage: Eukaryota; Metazoa; Chordata; Amphibia; Anura; Pelobatidae.